GGCGUGCCCGUUUGGGAGUACUAUGGGGGCCGUUUUUUGACACAGGAGGGGCGGGGUUAACUCGGUCCGUCUCUGGGAAGGUUUGCCAAAGCAGGCGCUUACAGGUGUCCCGGUCCUUUCUACCCGGACGAGCUCCGUGUCGGGAUUCCUGUUACCCACAGUGGUGUCAGCUCGUGCUCACAGGAGUCAGGUAAACUUUCUGUACGUGUGUGUGUGUGUUUGUGUGUGUGUUUGCGUCGUUCAACCCCGCAUAACUUCUUCAGUUCAGCCGCUUCACAGUGAAUUUACAGCAUUUUGCAUGACUCAGACUCGAUUAGAGGUUGUUUACACCUGGAAAAGGUUGAUUUCCGUGAAUUGACUCAGUUUGUGAUGUUUUGUUUCGUUUUGUUUUUUUCAUGUGUCUCUCUGUGUGACUCCCCGGGAUUCCCAACACACACACUCUGUGUUUGACCUGCUGCUACUGCUGUCCUGCUGAAAUGGUGAGUACAUACAAGUGUUCAUUCACAAAAGAGGGGAGUAUAAUACACUAGAGUGGAGGUAACUCACAUGUAAUGUAUGCAGACAGGAGAAGAGGCAUUUCUUUUGUUGCUCUUUGAGUAAAAAAUGUGGUUAACCCGAGGAGACUAUCGCCGAGGGAUUUUUACCUGAAAUUAUAUAUCCAAGAUAGAGUAGUUUUCAUCAAAAUAGGACAAUACAUGACAAAUUAAAGUAGUUUUCUUUUAUUUUUAACUGUGAAAUUUUCAAAGGCAGGGGAAAAAAAGUGAAAAAAAUGCAGCAAAAUAACUGAAAUUAGACAUUCAUGAACAAAAAAAUCGUAUAUAUAUAUAUAAACUGUAAACUUAGUUUCUUUUCCACCCAUUCCUGGGGCAUGUGAGUCUUCCCUGGUGAAGACUCAGAGUCCUUAGCACAAUAACAGCUGCAGGUUAUACUCAAAAUAUACCAAAAUAUGGCAGAUUUUGAGUGAGUGAAAAUGACCAGCUGACUCAAAUAUUUCCUAUCACCUUAUGAAUUCCCUUGAAAAUCACUACUUUGUGAUAGUUAUUCAUAACAACUGGGCUAAAUAAAGAUAGCAUGGGAAUUCCAGGACCACCCUUACUGACCUAACUCGCCUACAUGCAGCUAUCAAAUCCACCCGAACCUACCUAAACCUACCUAGACCUACCAAGGAAAAACCAGGUGUUGGAUCCGGGAAACAAAUAUGCCUUCAAAGAUGUCAAAGGAAAUGCUGAAGCUACCCAGGGACCCAUGAUACUCAGACAAACGUAACAUAAUGAAAAGCAUGUAAACAUGUUUGGUGGGUAAAAGUUACCCGGCGAUAGUGUUCUAGGGUUAAGGGUCACAAAAAGGGCUGCAGGACCUUCUUGAGAAACCCUCACUCGUCUGGUUUGUGCAGCAGCUGUUUAAAAAGUGAAAACACCUCUUACAGCACUUCUCUUUUGGCACUCACUGGUGUUAAAAUAACUCACCAAAAAUCUCAGCUAUCCAAAUGUCUCGCUGACAUUUGAUCUCUGGACCUCUCAACAUGCUGAUUGUGUUCUGUCAAGGUGACGUGUCUAUCUAUGAGGUCUAUAUCAGCGUUUUUCUCUUAACACAUCUCCUCUCAUAAGUGCUGAGCCAGCACUGCUAGUUUUCCUUGACACACACGCACACACACAAACACACCUGAUCAAAAGAGCGCUGGGCACAGGCAGACACUUCGGAAAUGGGAAGUCCUCACCACAUGUGUUUCCGUUUAGAUUCUCCUCAAAAUAGAAAUGUGCAUGAAUCAAUGAAGGAGAAGCUUUCUGUUUUAAUACUCUCUUUCAUGGGCCCACUCGACUCAGAGGCUCUUUACUGCAUACUAACUUUUGUAAUUGCAGUCCAUAUGGCUGUGGUUAAGUCUUAUUUGAUGUUUAGUGUUUCAGACAUUGGAUGGACUAUUGCUUUUUAUAGUGCCACAUGGUCGGCCGUACGGUCCAGUAGCUUUAACAGGUUUAUGAGGUUGAAUGAUGAAGGUGAGUGUACAGGACUGCAGAGAUAAGGCUGGGCAAAGUCUGAGUCCUGUCAUUGGUACAAUCCAGCACGUUCCUCUGUUAGGUGUUCAUGAAUGGAUGAUUGGGAGUUUUUGCUGUCGCUGUGUUUGUCUUUAAGGCUUCCCUCAUAAAAAGGUGCUUCAUAUAUCUUCAAAUUGUGCUUUAAAGCUCCUAUAAGGAGUUUUCAGCUGCCUCCAAAAAAGACUGAAAUUAAUAUUGAUGACAGACAAAAGUAUAAAAAAGACCAUUACCAACAGGACUGAUUAUUUUUUCGUAAUGUCAAACUGUUGGCAGAGGGUAGGUGUCAGACAAGUUACUUUAAAAACAGCUGGAUUUUCUAAUACGUGACGUUAUGUAAACCAAGAUGUAGCAGGUUGGUAUUGUUAUGUUAAAGAACGCAUCUUAAGGACACGAUCGACAAAUAAAUGAGAGGUGCAGCUUUGUCCACCGGGGGCGGCAGAGUCAACACAAACUCAAAAGUCCAUCACAGGAGCUUUAAUUCAGCAAAAACACACAAAUUCAGAAACUAAAGCUCAAAGUAAAACCUGGAUGAUUUUUCGGACAAAGUAGCUGACAGAAAGACAACUAAAGCUACACUGGCAUAGACAUAAUUGAUAUCAUAUCAGUAUCAGCCCACUCAAAGCUUAUAUUGCCAUUAUUUUCUUAGCAUUUUACAAGUAAACAUGCCUUUUUUACUGAAUUACAACCCUGAAUUUUUUUUCUCACUAAUUUAAGAUAGCUGGACAGAGAUCCCAAAGUCCCUUUUGGCGAUUUUUCGCUAAGCCUAAUUAAUAAAGAUAAUACAAUACAAGGUUGUUUUUUUUUAAACUCUGCAGAGGGGUAAAGCUGGCCUAUGUGGCUGCUAAAUGUCACGUUCACCAGCUAGUUGUUCAUUUUCUGUUUCCUGUUUGGUAAGACAACAGUAUUGUUAGUUUUCAGAGCUUUUUACAGGAAACAUUUGGGCACUGUGGCAGAAAGUGAUGCAAUAAGAGCGUAAAAAGCAAGUGUAGUUGUGUGUUGUACAGCAAAGUUAAUAGCUAAAUCUUGCUUUGCAGAGUCAUGAGCCUCUGUCAGUCAACUAGGAAAGAUUUUUGUACUCAUUACAUCGAAGAAAGUGUCUAAAAAGCUCAAUUACUAAUAAUUGAAUAAAACGAAUAUUCAUGUUUUAUUGGAUAAUUGACUUUGUCAAUGAUUAGAUUUGAUUCGGAGCGAUCAAACAAUGUCAGUGACGACUAAUGCAUAAGGGUAAGUGAGGUCGCAUUAGCCCAGCCCACUUCAUACAGGUUCCUGUCCGUCAGAGUAAAAAGCUAAUUUGAAAAAAAUGUUGAAUUGGCAUCUUUAUUUCCAAACAAGAACUUUACUGGAUACUUCCACUUGACAGCAUUCGAGCUGACAGCCCACAGUGGAAAUGCUACUCUGUGUUAAAGUCCUAAUGCCAUGUCUGUGAGUGCAAAUAACUGUGCAAAGUAGCAGUUACAGAUAAGAUAGUAAACACUGUCAUACUGUAAAUCACGUGUUACCAGCUGUCGCAGGAGAAAGUAUUUAAAUUUUGUGGGCGACUGUUUCUUUGCUUGGUUUUUCCAAGCUGGGCAACUGGAACACAGAAAGGAUGUAAUUACAGGCGAACAGCAGGGGAUUUCCAGAUCUGACUCUGACUAGACUGUAGUUUAUGCACAAAAACUGUGCAUUACAUGAGGCAUCGAGUCAAAGAGCUACAGUAGGGAGAUGCUUUCAAGGUAUUUAGGCGAAAAAGCUACUUGUGGUGACCUGCAGUAAAGAUUAGAUGGUGACCUUCCCCGCCUUUGCACAAGAUAAGGUAUAAAUUCAGAUGCUUUCCUCUGCACUUCAUGAGUGAUUACGUAAUCCGAUAAAAUCUUCUUUCUGCAUGGAGGACUCUUUACUGCUCAUAAUUAUCAGUCAUUCUGUCACAAGAAUAAAAAGUUCCUCUGUUGUUUUACUGUCUCUUGUGAUAGACUAUCUCUGACUGCUCAUCCCGAGAAUGUAAAUCAAUAUUAGCGUCGGUUCAGUUCAUGAUGAAGAGCGCCGGCAUUGUACCAGAAAAGAACACAUUGUUUCACCUGAUGCUCUUUGAUGCCAUGACUCACUGUGCUGCGCUGAGCAAAUUGAAGGAUACAGCUCGACCAUGUGUGAGAGGCAAAGGCUAAAGGUUAACAGAAAUAGUCUGCAAAUCUCUGGCAUUAUCGUCAUUUGGUGAUAAGACAUGCAAAGGUUGGGCUGAGGUAAUUUUCUGUCGGCUGCAGACGGGAUAGAAACUGUAGCUCCUCAAGCUGCUUUUAAAUACAAGAUAUUUUAUUUUCAAUUUUCAGUAAUUUGGUCAAAUCUAAAUGAUAUUUUUUCACUUCUUAAAAAAACAUUCCUAAAAUAACAGCCAUUAUUCUAUCCAACGGUAUAAGAUUGGACAACUUAGAUUGUAUAAAACAUGGAUGCAGUCCCAUUUGUUUCUGAAACAGAGGUUAGAAACCCAUCGAUAGUGGUCGCCAUAUUGGGAAUGCUAACUUAACGUAGGCUGUGUCCAAAAUGAAUCACUCAAUCCCUGACCCCUAACCCCCAUAUGGAGUUUCACUAUAUAGCUGACUAUGUAGUGAGCUCAAUCACAGGAGGUUUCCGACACUACGUGGCAAGACGCAAUGCAUGACGGGAUGCCCACCACCGGUGAGUGACCAUCGGAUGGUCACUACAUUUUGCAAUGCUCUAUGGGAAAUUUUGAGUUGCCUAUAUGGGGCAUUGGAAUUGAUCACUCAGGUUUUGGACACCCCUUAAAUGGCGCUAACCCCCAUAUAGUCGCCUAUAUAGGGGUUAGGAAUCCAUUUCGGACACAGCCUUAGUUUACAGUCAGCCUGGAAACAGACAAAGAGGCAAAGCUAAACAGGAUGUAGUGUUGGCGAGCAGCUAGCUACAUUGUGCUGGCCCCUUAUUAUGCAAAUCAAUGCAGAAUUAUCAGACUUAAUAUCUAUAAAAUAUAUAAUUCUUUAAAUCGUUUAUUCCCAGCACUAUUUGUACGUAUAAAGAAACGAGCUAAUAAGGCUAAACUGUAUUUAAACCAGGUUGUAAACAUUUUUAAUUUUGCUGAAACUUCGCCUCGGUACAGUCUUCGCUGUUUCUGCUCCAAAAUCAGAUGUAAAAAAAAUAGUUUAAUCAAACUGUCAGACCAUCAAAAACUUUUUUGUUUGCAUUUAAGUUUAUAGAGGUAGUUCUUUCACACCUGAAUGAAAAACUCUGCUUGCAUCAGAUUUGGCGCCCCCUGUGGACAAGUUAGUGUCUCUUACAUCUUUGAUUAUUUUGCCUUCUGCGUGAUCAGUUUCCUAAACCACAGAAUAAUCUGAUUUAUUUAUCCGUUCUGGAUCAUCAUGAGCGUUCGCCUGAAGAGUUUUAUGUAAAUAAAACCAUUAGCACAGAUUUACUGCCCUCAGGUGUACCGUCAUUCACUGGCGGCUGAAGUGAGCUGAACAGGACACGUGAACGCAGCGCCGCUUCCGAUCCCCAAAGCCUUUGGGCGCUGAGAGAGAUAACACGUAUGACUCAAUCUUGUUGAGUGGAGAGAUAAGCUUGUUGGGAGUCUUGUUAUCUCUCACCGUUGCCUGAUCACUUGAGGAGCAGUAUGAGGCUGCCUUAUAAAGCUGCAGCUCCUGGGACAGCACAUUGACAGUGACGGGGUAUUUAUAGUGGAGAGGGGGGGGCUUAGCUUCUGACUGGAGUCUUUUGGAUUUUUUUCUUCAUGUGUUAUUGUGUUGGACUUUUUCCCCUGUCAAAACUUAGGCUGGUUUACAGUUUACUUUAUACCUAGUCUGGCUUGUUCAACAGCUACUGGAUAGAAGGCAAUCUGUCCCGUUCAGGAUCUGCAGGACUAACUCUGUUUAUCUCCUGACUUUCAUCUAGUGAUGUUGACCUGCUGAAAGCUUAACCUUAACAAUGGUUACCAAACAAACACCUGCAAAUAUGAUGACAUUCCCAUGAGCCUAGUUGUAGGUAAAAUUGCAAUUUUUUAAUGUACAUUUUAGGGCUGUUAGAUAAUGGAGAUAUUAUAAAAAAAACAACAACCCCAUGAUUUGACAUCCACAUUAUUACACACAUUUACACAAGUUUAAACUUUGACAACUUAAAAACUGUUUAACUAGAUGAUACAAGUAUUUGAAAAGUCAUACGCACUGCUACCAAAAGACACUGUGCACAAUACUUCACUGUACUUUUAGAGCUCCAGCUUCAUUUUGGGGAUAAUACUCAUGAAAUUAAAAAUGCCAGAUUUCACAUGUAGGAAAAUAGAAAAUUGAACGAUUUGAGCUCUUUUUCUGCAGAUCUAAUAAAUCAUUCAGUUUUUCGAGUGUUGAGCUUGUAUUUUAAUCUUAAUUGGGAACGAUAUCUCUUUUCAUGUGCAUUCUGUCCCUUGGCUUUCAGACACACACAGACACACACACCUCCACCUGAGGGUGUACAAUACACUUAAAUCAACAUAUAGGAUGUAUAUGAACAUGUUAAUCUUAAUAUUAAUAUUAGCAUGGUGGCAUGACUCAAGGUGGAGAUGAACCUUAAACUAACAGAGUCGCUUGCACAGCUCUAGACUUUUGUUCUUACAUAAAUACUGAAGAAAUUGUUAUACUUCGAUCCAGUUUCACUCUAAAAAAUCAGAAUAAGAGUGUGGCUAAGAAAUAGUCUAAGUCUCAUUGAAGUCCAUGUGAAAGAAAUCAGAAAUGAUCCGUUCCCUUGGACUGAAUCCGAACCCAAUCAUGUGACAUUGGUUUAUCAACCUCCUGACACACAUUGUUUCUCUUUCUCUUCCUAGCUCGAAUGCUGACACUCAUAAAAAAAGAAACUCUUUAAGUCAAGAGCGAUUCUAAAAAUUGUCUCUUUUUUCCAACCAUAUGCUGCACAUGUGCCGCCCCUCCCUUUCUCUCAAAGUGCCUCGUCUGCUAACACUUGAAGGGCAUAAUCAUUAGCCUGCUGCUUUCCAAAGGUUAAAAAAAAACAGCAUUUAUGAUUUCUCAAGAUAAGAUGCAAAUGAAACAGGGGUGCUCAUCGCAAUUCAUCAGAAGUAAUCCUUUCUGUGUGCACCCUUGACUCGAAAUAAAAGGAAGCCAAAGUUGGAAAGACUGACUGAUGAUGGGAGGUGAUGAUUUGGGAGUUUGGUCCAGUUCAGGAUGUCAGAAUCAAACUCUGGAGUGAAGUCGUGUACAGCCGAGCAGAGCUGGACAGCAGGGGACAUGAGCUUUGGGUAACGAGGGGCUGAGAUUAAAUCAGAGCUGGCCUGGUGCCAAUCUACUAUGAGUUCAUUCAGUUCAAGGUAUAAUUUGAAACAGCUAUUACAAUGAUAAGUCUCAGCACUUGAUAAUACAUUCAUAUUGUAGACAAUAGAUUUCCUCUUUAGACUGAGAGUGCUUUAGAAACAGUGAGCACUCUAUCUGAAGUCGGUUUGCAUGAACACAUCUUCUGUCAUAGUAACGCCUCUGCAGAGCGCGGACAACUGAGCAACAUCAAAUUGGAAAUGUGAUUAUGUGUUUGGGCAGAGAUCAUUUUCAAACCAGCAGCAGUUAUUUUCCCCCAGACCUCAGCGAGGGCAGGGAAUGCUGGCCUUGACUUGUUCUUUUUUAAUUGGAUCACAUGGGUGAUUUGCCAUGUAUUGUUGAGGACAUGCUUCAAUAUAAUUAUGUAUUGAUGAAGUGCCAGCCUGCUCGUCGUGACUGCAAUACUAGAAAUUGGAUUGCUGUAAUGAGGUUAUGAUGGUUCCUGAUUUUAGAAACUGAGAGUAUUUAUAAAUAUUCUCUCUCUGGAAUUUAGAAAGUGUUUGGUCUCGGAGUAAGACCUUUAAAUGAAGUGCUAAUUCGAAAAUUCCGUUUUAGAGAGUCAAGAUGUGUUGAACUUUGAACGCCUAAUAGCUAAUAGCUCUCCAGGUUUAUAAGCGAAUGGUCUGAUUUAUUCCUCUUUUAUGAAUGAAACCAGACAUGUUUGUUUUAAGCAGGAUAACCAUCACACUCCAACACGUGUGUUUCGUUGGUAUGAACAUUAAAAAAAGUGUCCAAUUCAUAUUCAGUUCCCGCUCAGCUGUUACAUCAUAGAGGCCUGGAAUAACGUACAUUUACACUGCGUUCCAGUUACCUCAGAAGUCGAAGCUGGGAAUGAUGUUUCACCCAACUUGACGGCAUUCCAGUAAACAAGUUGGAAACCAAGAUGGACGCCUACUGUUAGCCAUUGUUAGCUGUUAACAAUUGUCAGUUGUCGUUAGCCGUUGUCAGCUGUUGUUAGUUGUUGUAAACAACACAUAACACAAUAUUUUACUCUUACAAACACCAAAGCAUUCUGUUCACGGUUAGAUGUUGGGCAGUACAACAUAUACCACUUAUUUAAUUUCACAAAAACAAAACAGAAGUGCUAAUAAAUAAAACAUUAAGAGAGCUUUCACUGUUACUCUUUACUGUUGAUGCACUGCGCUGCCAUCUUGGAUUAUGACAUUGUUGUCAAGUCAGGGUUGGCGAGGAUCGUCUGACUUUUCGAGUUGUAAAUUUGACUUCAAGGGGGAGUUCCAGAUGAAUUUCUGACCUGGAGCUCGGAAAUCCCGACUUCCGAGUACAACUGGAAUGCAGCAUUACUCUUAAAUGUUAACACACCUGUGUAGUAUUUUUCAGAAAGUUGCAACACUGCCUCCUUUAUUUAGAGAGGGAAUCAAGUAGCUACGUCUGAUAUUGAGAAAUGAAGCCAAUACAAAAGCCAGAAGUGCUAAAAACUGCAGUUCCUGAACUGACCACUAGAGGUCGGCUGCAGAAGUGCCUGAAACCCCAUACACACUAAUUCAAAAAUGCCCAUUUUUAGAGCAAAAAUUCACAGACUGAUUUUUUGUCUGAAUAACUCAGGCACUCACUGUACGAGGAGGAAUUUUUAUUUAAUAUUUUUUUUAUUUUGGAGAUAUUAGGGUUUAGGUGAAUCAGAGGCAUGGCUGACUUGACUGACAGAUGGACACACUGCAGCUAUUUGCAGGGAGGCUAAAAAAAAUCUGAAUGUGAAAGCACCAUAACAACAUGUACGAUACUAUUAAUAUGGAGGAUUUCAUUACACAACACAGGACUGCUAAGUAGCUUGUAAACACUAUUAAAAGUGCAUCUACUCUACUAUUUAUGCAGGGGGGAGUCAUCUUGGAUUUCGAGCUCAGGACACCUGAAGUUGCUUUGAGUUUCUGAAUUGGAUUACCAACUGAAAAAUCAAAUCAGACUGGCAUUUCAAAAUUUCUGACUCCCAAAAUCAAAUUAAAAGAGUCAACAUGCCUAAGCAGAUAAUUAUUCAUGAGCAUAUUGUCCUACAGCAGUGAUGAGCCUCAAUGCAACUCCCUCUAGAGUCAGUUAACUCAGACUACUGGGACAUUUUCUGAAAAGCACGAAAAAUAACCUUGUGUCCCACGUUUGUGCUUAUUCAGUAAUUUUCAGCAAGACAGUGGAGUCAGACGAUGACGAAACAAGUUCAAGGUUUGGCUCAUGAGCAGAUGAGCUGCAGAGGAACUGAGUGUCUAUACGCAGCAGAAAAAAAGCGAGGAGUUAAGCAGCCACAUAAGCUAAGUGGAGUCCAGAGAUCACAUGUUGUCUGUGUUGUGUGGCAUUAAUCAUUCUGCUGACCAAGGGCUGCUCAGGCAGAGGAGUCAGAUCUGCACUUAUCUGCAAGUCACUACACAUAAACGGAAGAAAGUCAAAGCGUCAGAUAUAAAUGUAGAGUUUGAGUUUUCUUGAAGUGAAAGUAAGUCUUCUGGAGUCAUGUUUCUCUGUUUAAUCCAACUUUACAAAAGAUCGUUUGUCAACCUAACACACAACUUCCUGCGCAGUGAAGCGUUUCUCUGAAGAAGAAGAAGAAGAAGGAGGAGGAGGGGAAGUCAUCAAAAACAUAUUACAUUAACUGAAGCAAAAAGCGAAGAUCGUAACUCAAAACAUGUGACGGCAGAGUUCAAGGUUUUGCUCUUGCAUUCAACAGUAAAAUAAUAAAACUUAUCAGCUGAAACAGAGGAAAGUCUGAGCAUGCUGUCUGCUUCAUAUUACGCACUGAUCGAAAGAACUGAAAACAGCAGAGAAAUAUGAUUUAAUCUUCUCAGUUGUGACUGUCAUAUUUCAUAGAUAAUGCUCACAGACAAGGAUUUAUGUCCGUCACGUACUUUCUGAUCUAUUCUACAUAACGAUAAAACUGAAAACAGAAGCUUUGUUUUCAAACUGUCUUUGUCUUUGCAAACUAGUCAUUGAAUUCAUUACCAUCAUUCAGCAAAUGUCUUCAAAGCUUUUUAAAAGCUCCGGUAGCACCGCAUAUAUACCACUGAGUAUUGACUCAUCCACGGUUAAUUGUUUUUUCAUCCCUUGCGGACAAAACCAGGAUAAUGUCAUUUAGUUUGAAACAGUGAGCAGCAUUUUCCUGACACAAGAGGUCAAACAAACUAACUGCAACACCAGAUAAGAUGAAUUAGAGCUGAGUGGAAGUUAAAGAGAGUCAGACAGUCGCCAGAAUGGACCAAACCAAGCCUGAAGCGCUUUUGAACAUGUGACCAAAACAAAAGCUUCUUUUUCCUGAUGCCUUUCUUUGUAUUUUGCUUUAUGUCCCAUAAAAGCAGCGUAAAUAAAUUCUCCUCUUUUCACUGAGGACAUUUAUCUAUAGUGAUAAACAGUGUAUUUACAAAUGCACAUUCUUUGACCGUACUGUGCUGCUCUAUGUCGACGGCACGCCCUGUUUUAAGAGAGCAUUUAGGGCCUGUUUCCACUAUCAGCGCCCACGAUGUCAACAUCCUUCAAUCGACAACUUUGAUUUCAGAGCGCUGCUAAUCAGUGUUUACUGUUGCUAGGUUAAGAAAGUUAUCCUGCUGUACUUCCUCCUGUCUUUGUUAAUGCUCAGUGCGCAUUUCAUUAAAUUUUACUCAGUUAAAUUCAUAAAAAGAACUCUAUUGUGGCAACAGCAGUAGCUCUAGAAUGGAAAAGAUACCUCGAAAACUAUACUUGUUUUUCCUCUGCUACUGUUGUCAACAAAGUGACCCCAACUUUACUUUGAUUGGUUGGUUUACUAUGCCAAGGUCCCCAAAUUUAACAAUUUACAGCUGCUGUUAAGAGUUAGGGUUAGUUCACUGCCUGCACAUGCACAUAAUAUAAACUCUGUUAGUGGACACAGGCCCUGACAGAGGAGACGCUUCUGUCUACAAGUGAUGCAUUUGGUUUUUUUACUACUUGUUAACAGAAGUUUAAGUUUUGUUUGUUCAACCUUUGCACAUAACUUGGAAACAAAGUUGUCCUGCAAAAGUCAGCCAAACACACAUCAGAGAUUGCAGAAAGCAGUAAUUUAAUAAUGAAAAGAAGUACGUGAACAUUUCUGCUCUCUUUGGAGACGAGCUACAGCUGUAUUCAGCCCUUCACUUCCAAUUUAAGAUUGUUUGCAGGCACACAGUCACCACCCACUGGCCAGACGGGCCACGAUGAGCAAUGUCUCAGACCAACAGUGUGCUCACGCUCUAAAUGUAGAUCACUAUUGUUUUGCUGAGCAGAACACAGAUGUCCAAGUUAGUCGUUACUUCCUUUUUGACUAUGUAUUCUCGAUAAGACACACUAUAGCGAUGCCAGGUUCAUUCUCACAAGGCUCGUCAUUUACUGUGAAAUCUGUGCCUGAAAAACAAGAACUGAAGGGGAAGUGAAAGAGCCUAACUUUGGAGGAAUGGUAGACUUACAUUAGAGUCACAUCAAUCAUCUUUUUUCACAGUGAAAACGUCAAAGUUGUAAGGCUGCCUCUUAUCAAACUGUCAAUUAGAUCUUUUUAAGGGUAAUGGAGCUCUCACAUAAUACUCAGCAAAGUCACAGAGAUGAGUUAUUACACUGUCACCAUGGGAAUACCGUCCUUCUUUCAGCCCUCCAUAGUUAUUAUCUGUCCUCUAGCAUCUACUAUAACAGGAAUAUUUAGUUACGUCUAUUGUUAAGGCGCGGCAGCUCUAAACCUCGCUCUCCUCACUCCUGGUUUGCUUCUGUGUUGUCAGGAAUUUUAAUUUUGCACGUAAAGCAGCUAAAUCACCUCUGAUUGUAACGUGGAUUACAUGUCUUGGAUGUUAAACAGUCGUUGUUGUCGUCCUUGAGCUUGUUUUACGAGCUGUGCUACAAUUAGCCGAAGCUGGAUGAGGAGCCAGCUGUCUGACUGCUGUACAGAAGAGUUACAGUGUGUGUGAGUUAUUACAUUUACCCUCUGCUAUCUGCAAAGCAUGCCUGCUAUGUGUCCGUCACUAUUUAGGGAAAUCGUGAACGACUGCAGCAGAAAAUUCUCCAAAGCCGUCAUACGCCUGUGUUUUUAUACCCGCACGGCGUACUGUAAGUGUUGGCAUGUGGUAUAGUACUCGAGCAUGAAGGCAAUUAGAUGAAAUAAAAGUCAAACUGGUGACCGGGUUGGGUCAAGUUCCCACUGGGAGGCGGGGGGUAAAACCCACAAGUCCCCCUGAGGGAACAACCCAGACACUAAUUAAAAACUUGCUUUUAUGUUGGUGUAUGCGCGCUCGCAACCACAUGUAUGAACCGGGAAUAGGGCCGGCAGAUGUGUGUGUCGGUAUGUUUUCAUGCCCCCUUUUUUAAUAUGUCCUGGAUUUUGUUUUCAAUAAGGAGAGUAUUAUAAAGUCUUCCUGCACACAGUCAGCCGGUGAUUGUAAGAUCAGUUUGAAUUACACCAAAGACAUCCAGGUAUUUUGUUUUAUAUGAAGCUGAUUGUGAAAAGAGUCAGGACAAAACAGCAUUUCAAGGAGGUCCUACUUCUGCAAGGUGAUCUGUGUCUGACUGAAACAUGCAGGCGAGUGUGACAUAACAUAGAGAGGAAUGAGUAUGGGGUCAGUAUGUAGCAUGCUGGUACUAUUUUUCUAACUAUCAAGUUUUAUAACAGUGAGUAAAAAACAACAUAUUUCUAGUUCAAUACAGUACAGAUGUUUGUAUUUUCUAAAGCCAAUGCAUGGCCACCCCUAGAUCCACCCCUGGUAAAUGUGCAGCAGCUACCUUUUUUGUGUCAAUAUCAAGUCCAGUGCCACUGAUCAGGUUAUCUAUUAACAGAGUUAUUGGCUGAUAGGAAACAUUACAUAAGUUCGCAUUACAUAAGUCUUUUCAUCAGCAAAUAAAUACCUGUGAAAAUGACUCAUUUGUUAAUUUUUUUUAUACAUGUGCAGCUCCUCUUUCAUGGAGGACUGCCAUCUUGCUACGGUAGCCCAGAGAGGACAAAACUGACACUCAGCGCUGAAGGGAAGUCUUUUCUUGCUCAGAAUUAAUCAGCUCAGUUUGUCAGCUCUAGUUUUGUCCAUCAAGCCCGUGGGGAUCAGGCAGAGCUGUGUAUGACAGGAGUUCAGAAUAUAAAAGUAGAGUAGGACUUCAACAAAGUAUUAUUUUUUAUUGAUUGACAAAAAAGUUUUUUAGUGAAUUGAUCUUUAAAACUUAAAGGGAUAUUCUGGCCUAAAAUUGGGUUAGGGUCAAACACAGGGUAACACCAAUUUAGACACCCCCUUUAGACACAUCUUUUUAACUUUGCCUAAUUUCUUUAGAAAAGAGAGAAAACACGACUCAGCUACUCUCCUCCAGCAGCCACUUGUUUGUAGCAAGACCUCCGGGUGAGUCCAUCAACUGUAGCGGGGUGACCUUGUGGAAAUGCUAUCAACUAAGGCAGAAGAACUACCACGUCUGCAGUGCAAAAUGAUUAUUAUGGUGAUUAUUACUUCAAGGAAAUGAUAAAGUAAUUAUCAUAAAUGUUCUUCCUUGAGCUGCGUCACCCCGCUGUAGUCAAUGGACUCACCCAUAAGUCUCUGUACAAACAAGUGGCUGCUGGAAGAGAAAUGGUGAGUUGUGUUUAGUCUCUUUGCUAAAGAAAUUAUAAAUCUGAGCAUUAUUUGUGGCCAUAAAGUGGCGUUUUGGUUGAGCGCAUGGCCCUCCUCAUUGCUAUCUGUGGUCGUUACUAAAGUUGGUAUAACUAGAGAAGCAAGCAGUUCAAUCUCUCGAGGGGGUGUCUAACUCGGUGUUACGGUGUGUUUGACCCUAAAUUAAUUUUUACGCUGGAAUAUCCCUUUAAUACAGAGAAAUUUGGCUUUAAUGAGUAGUGGUCCACGAAUUACAGAUAUUAUGUGAGUGAGUCAGCCAAAAGCAGAUAUAUAAUGCCUAUACCACACUUUUCUUUUAAAUAAAUACUGACAAAUAAAAAACAAAAGAUUUGAACUUGAGCGAACUUUUUCUUUUCAAAUAAAAUUAAGUCCAAAUGGAAUAACAUCGCCACAAAGAAAGAUAAAUAUAACACGAUUUGUAGUAGGGGAAAGUAAUGUGAAGAUCCAUUGUUUUAUGCACAUUAAAAUUUAAUAUACGUGGUUAUCUUAUCUAAUUUUUAAGGUUUCUAAAUACUCGUGUAAUACUGAACUGCACUAUGCAACAGGUCAUACAAUUUUAUAUUUGAUGUGCUAUGAAUGGGUGAUGAGAAAAAUGCUGGAGCCAGUGCUGAUACUAUGCCGAUCAUGUCAAAAUGAUUAAUCGACCAACUUCAGCCUUAAAGUUUUAAAAAAAAUCUGGGUUUGUGAAUAUUUGAUGGAUUUAUUCAGCUUUAAAGUUGAAUAAUUUAAAUAAAGUAAAGGCUUUUUUAAACUGCACUCACUCACUCACAGUAGAAGAUUUUAGCAGAUAAACUGUACCACUUCCACUGAUUCAGUUCCUUUAAAUAACAUUAUCUCAUAAACAGAGGAGACUCGCUCUGCCUCAGCCAAACAGCAAACCUCGUGCUGUUAAUUGCCAUGCUCUGUGCAUGUGUGUGUUUGCGUGGGUGUGUGUGAAGGGGAGGGGAGUAGGGGAGUGGGGGGUGCUGCUGAAAUAAUGCCCCGGCUGUCCUGACAUCCCACAAUUCUUCUGUGGGCUGCAUAGUUGAGUGUGAUAGGCUGGCGGAGAGGGGAACUGCAGCAGCAGCAGCAGCAGAGUAGCAGCAGCACCGCUGUCAGGAAACACAAGCCCACUACGAAUGCAACUCGCGUUACCAGCCUGAACGAGGACGCUCCACCUGGUAAUAAACCCGUUUCUUUUGCUGCUUUUAUCCGUGUAUUUGUCUCAGAGGAGGUGCUUUCGCUUCUGUGCGUUCCUCGCUCUUAUUUCCUCGUCUUCUUCUGCUCGUCUUGCCGAUGACAGAUGAUUCACAUAAAAAAAAAACACACACUUCUACUGUAUCCACUCAGGCGGUAAAGUGAGCUGAUCGCAGCCUGUUUUUAUCCCGCAGUUUUGCAUGGGGAAACCCUCCUGCGUGGGUACAUUGUAGCCGUGUGUUGUUUUCUGUCUACUAUCUGAAGCUCAAAGUCGGAAAUCUCCAAGGAGCAGAUCGGUUUGAGGGUUUUACAGUAAAGCUAACGUGAGCUCCAGUUUGGUGGGGAGUGGGUGUCCGCGGAGAUGCCUUUUUUUCCAACCUUUAUUUCACAGUAUGAAGGACAACGCUGAGUCACGGGCAGACACGGCCACAUUUGAGGACUAUUAAUGGAUUAAAAUAGUUCCCCAGUCGGAGGUUAAGACGACAUAGUCGGGUGUUUUUGAUCUGCAGUGCGGUGGGCGUGGUUAAGGGCAGGAUGACACGAGCUGGAUCCUCUUUUAGCAUCCUCACAUCCUUAAGGAAAGAGGGGGAGUAAUGGCCGGAGUCUGACUUGACAAUUUAAUUAAGAUGCACAGUAAGCUGUUGUUGCAGUAGCAUUGAACAGGCAGUAACAUUGUGGGCCUUGUUUCCAGGCUUUUUGUCCCAGUUUUUAUGACUUUCUGUUGUCAAUUGUGUCUACUAGUUGCAUCUCUGCCUUACAUUCACCAACAGCAACAGUUAACCCUGUGAACUCCAAGCUAUAUUUUGCUAUUUUUGGUCCGCCUAUGUAAUCCUUUUAGCAACUCUAUUCUUUCAAGCACAGCAAAUCGAGAAGAAGAAGAACUUAAUUGGCAAAAAGUGACCGCUGACAUUAGCAGUUGCUAGCUAGCUUAGCUCAAUUGUCUGAACAACAAUAACCCAUAAAUUCACAAUUUGGCAUAUUUAAACAAAAUCAAAUCACAACGACCAACAGUCACAGUCCUCAAACUCUGAGCUCAUAUGUUGUCACAUGUUAGAUCGUCAAGGUUAGAAAAAAACAGGAUCAAUCCCUGACAAGCUACGAUAGCAUUAUAUGAACAGUCGCGUUCACUAACGUUUUAGCGUUCCAUAAAAUAAUGUGACGAAGCACGAUACAAGACGGCUAGUCCACCCCUGUUUGUAAUCCGUGAGGCUACAUACCCCUCCUACUUUGUCCAAUCGACGAGCGCCCCUUUCAACCACGUGAUGCUGCUUGGAAAGUUUGGUGCGCUUUAGAAAUCACAGUGUGAAAGCAGAACCGAAACACGUGAUAAAUGCAACAAUGCUGCGACUUUCAGCUCCCCAAUUGAACUGAGUCCACUUGGUCAGGUGUGAAAGUGACUUUACAGAAGAAUUGUUAAGUCUGAUGGCUGUUGGUACAAAAGAUCUUCUGAAUCUUUCUGUCCUGCAGCGAAGAGAGAGGAGCCGUCCACCACCAUUGGCCCUUUGGUCCAUCAAGGUGUUGUGAAAUGGGUGAUCCAUGUUCUUUAGAAUAGUCUCCACCUUCCUCAGUGUAGAUCUCUCCACCACAUCCUCCACAGAGUCUGGCUUGAGUCCAACCACAGAGCCAGCCUUUUUCACCAGUUUGUCAAGACAUCUUGCAUCUUUGUGUUGCAUCUUCGUCUUGCAUCCUGUGAGGCGUGUGUGUUGAAACAAACACGCAACAGGAACUAUUUACAUAUUUACACUCAUUCUUCCAGGCGUUUUUUUACUAUUUACGGGUCUUUAUGCCACUCCUUGAAACAAUCCUGUCUGGGAUGAGACAGAGGGCCACAUCAUACUGCUCAUAAUCUCCUCUUUGCUUGUUUCUAAGUAUUGACGACCAUUAAUUCUUAUUUUGCAGACAAGCAGGGAAUUUUCUUGUCUCUUGUUCAUCCUUGGUUGCCUCUUAUUGUACACUACCGUGAAAAACAAUAGAGGAAGAAUAUGAGACCAUGUAAUUGGUCAAAUGUUUGACAGAAACAACAUCAUCAAAACAAACCCGGAAGACAUUAGCGGCAUUUAGCGAUAACAGUAUGAUUAAUACUCGUGUUUUCACUGGUAUAUCACCGCAAAUUUACCAUCAAACCUCUUUGAUCAGACACCUGUUUUUGUGGCUGGAUUGUAGACCUUGUGGCAGGUGUAGAAAUGCCUGGAAACCCUCGAUAUCCUUAAUAUCCUUAAAAAGGAUAAGCUUUUGAAUGUUAAAAAUUUAAAUGAUAAAGCUUAUAGAUAAACUAUAUUUUACAUAGUUAUGAACCUCUGAAGAGCCUCUUAGAUUCAUACGACACAUACUACACAGCAUCCUCUUUCCUUAGGCCCCAGAUAGGGAAAAGCCACCAAAAAUAGGUCAGUCUGAACUUGUUACAGAGCACCACAGAGACACAAUGGGGUCAUGUAAAGGCAAAGAGAAACAAGCGCUUCUUUAUUUUUUCUCUGGAAAACAUCAGGAACAGUGAUUCAAUAUUUUAGCGUCUUUAUUAGGCCAAGAAAGUGCAAUAAAUCAACACAAAACCCCAGAGCGAGAGCUUUCUCUUAAGGAGAAAUAGCCUGCUGCAGGAUUAAUCAUGUUCAUAUAUUAAUAUUUUUUGACCGCAGAAAAGUACAUGAAUGCAUGACAACAAAUAAGCAGCAAGGAAUCAAGUAUUUGUCUGUCCAGAUUUGUGAUUUCGUUGCAUUCUGGUUUUGUUGAUUCAAUAUUAUGGCAACUUAUUAAAGAAAUAACCCUAGACUUUUAAGGCAUCACAUUAUCGACUUGACGAUGGAUGAAUUCAAACAUGUUUAUUGACAUUUUUCAUCAUUACUUUAGACAUCCACUUCUUUCUCAUCCUCCAAAAAGGACCAAGAGAGCAACAUAGAUGUAAAAUGAUCAGACUAGGAGUCAUCCUAACACACUGAUAAUAUGUGAGUCAAAUAUCGGCAUCUAUAAUUUUUUCUUCUAUGAUCAAAAACUUGUCAUUUUUGCGAACUUCGAUUUAUCCGCACUUUUUUAAAGGGUCAUAUCAGGCCAUGGGAAAUUUUGAUAUCAACCGUUUGUCGCCCUGUUUAAUGACUUAACAUCCUUGCAGCUCUGCCAGAGUGUUCCCCAUAGAGUGUAAACUGUUUAAAAUAAUUACCAGAGAUGGGCAUAGACUUGUCCCUACCGAUAUCAACAUCCCAAAGGCUCUUUUAUAACAUUAUGCUCUCCUGAGAACAUUUAUUGCUAAUUGAAUCACAGCUGGUUUACUGAUUAUCUAUAGCUAAUCCUAUAAAAUGCUUAACCCCCACUGGCCAGUCUCAGCCUCUCUGUAAGCAGUCAUUAGUUCUUCAUCAAGCUAAGAGAGAUUUCUUUUUAAUCUUUGAUGUUAAAAGUGGAGUUUUACUUCGGUUAAAAUUAAAAACCUGCACAACUGGAUUCAGAGCGACUUUGUGUAGAUAUUUCAGGGAUUGUCCCCGCCGUUGUUUGCACCCUGGCCUUAAGUGACUCGGUCCAACAAAGACGUCUUAAUCGUCUGUGCACAGUCAAGUUGGGGUAACAAUAAGUGAGCUGGUAUGUGCGUCGUAUCCCUGAAUAGCUUUCUUUACAGCUGGAGACGGUGAUGCUAAGAAUGUAAACGCAGCACGUUGACAGAUUUAUGGCCUCCUCAGCAGAAAAUGCUCUCGGCUCAGAGUCACCUUCAUGUGACUAGUAUACCUUCCCCAUUUUCUGCUACUGAGACCCGGAGCGUCUCAUCUAAUUCAGUCCACAAGCAUUCAGCUAAGUGAUUUCUGGAUGAAGAGUGCUUUUGAAAUGGCUACACAAGGAGAAAAAUCUGAUAUGCAGAGGUAUUUUAUAAGGCUGCACGGACGUCUCAUAAAACAACCUCAGAGAUUUUAGCGGUGGAUGAGUGAGUGGUGCAUAUUUCACCAUAUUGAGUUAUACAGAGAUGGUUUAUUACUCUCUCUCUCUUUAGCUCAUUUCAAUAAGAGUGGAAUAAUGAAACUGAAACACUUUGACAGCAGCAAAAACCACAGUUUCUAAGUGACUGUGAAGUAGAUUUUUCACUAAAAUCCUAUUCAAAAUCAACUAACCUGAUAGGAAAGAAAACAAAAACGGCGCCAGAAAAAGUGAAAAAGUCCCGCUGGGUCGACUCGCCGGUGUAAAUAUUGUGAGGCUUGUUGGGAACAUUUGCAGCAGGUUGUUUUAAUACUGACCCUCUUGCUGGCCCUGUAAAUGAGAGAUUAGUUGUCAGGACUGUUUGUACACCGGCGCUGCACCAGAGCUGGAAAAUGUUCUGAGCUGCUGAAGUGAAGAACAGAUCUGUGUUGUUUAAAUGUCUCGGUUUGUUCGGCUCAGGAAAGCUGCGCAGUGGAAAACAAUCAGUGUUCUUCUCCCUCGUUCUACCCUUCUUCUCUAUUAUUAGGCUCUCUUAUUGGAGAGGCCAAUCACCUGUUGUUAUUGUUUAUCACUGAAAAACAGGAAGAGUCAGACUCUUGCUGCUUCCUCGUGUUGCUCGUUACGCCACUUUAGGCGGGCGGACAAUGUGGUGCAGGCGACAGCCAGUGUCUCAUUGGUGCUGCCUCUUCAGAACUCGAGGAAGAUGUUUUGUUUUGAGAUUCUGCAAAAAAAAGUUUAAAAAGUUCUGAAAGUACUUAUUAUAAAUGAACGCAUGCAUUUAUCUGUCAUUUUUUAUUCGUAAGGCUUAAAGCAGAUUAUUAAAUAGUGUUAUAAUUAUCUUAUUUUUGAUAUAAAAAAUAUACUUCUAGAUAAACAGUGAAGUUAAAACAAGUGAAGAUUUGGUCUCUAAAUGACCCAAAACAGCAACAAGUAUCAAAAAUAAUGGCUUUAAAUGUCUUUUUGUUGUUAGCUGGACCAUGAAAAAACCCAAACUGGUUUAUUUAACCGCUAAUUAAAACAAGAAAUGCAGGUAAUUUUCAUCUUAUAGAAGCUCAAGCUACAAAGAUUUUCAGCUAAACUGAGCUUUAUAUUUAUUUUGCACCUUUUAUACAUACAAACAUGCUUCUCAAACAAAGGAAAAACAUAAAAUAAAUGAAGGUUUAAAAGAUCACAGAAAUAAAUCAAUGAAUAGACAAAAAAUAAAGAGAUAAAAAUCAAAUAAUAUGAUAUAAACAGUGUUAGGACAUAAGCAAUAACGCUAAAUAAUGACUUUUUAAUUGAUUUCUGUGAUGUAAUAUUGGAUCAAGUGCAAAAAAGAAAUGGAGAAAUAUAGAUAUUUUAAUAAUCCUGGACAAGGGGGAGGAGUCAGAAGAAGAAAAAGAAAAGAAAAUCUAAAUAUAUAUAUUUUUAUGUCUGAGAAAUAGGCAGUAAAAUGCUGCUACAAACAAAUAGCUGCUCAUAUAAACAUACACAGUAUCAUAAAUAUAAAGAAUAAACCUAUAAAUAUCGAGAAAUGUGCUUAGAAAAGUCAGAACCGUAAAAACAGCAACGAAUAAAAAGUUCUUUAGAGGCCAGAUAAGGUAGUAUUGUCGUUAAUUUGUACAUUAAUUAGAUACUGACCUCUUUUAUUGUGACAGUACAACAUAGUCCCACUAAAUAGUAGUAGAAAUAGCAACAGUAAGUUUACACUUACAAAUGUAACAUGAAUGAGAAAUCUGAACUUUUCUCCUCAUCCUCAAUAAAACACAUCAAUAAUUUAGUUUGUUAUUUGGACCUCAGAACAGAUGAAAGCACUUCAGGAGGUCGUGACCUCUCAGCAGAGGCGUCUCGAUUUAGUGGCCGGACCAGCAGCAACGCGGUUUCCUGUUACAGUUGUUAGGGUUUGUGUGUGACAGCUGUCAGCCCUGCAGCUAUGAAGAGGGGUGGCAUCAAACAUGUACGGCCGCCCAGCUCGGGAUGGGUCCUGACGUGUCAAAAUACGCCAGCUAUUCCCCUCCAUGUAACCUCCAGAGGCCCCCAGGAGGAAGGGAGGGGGGGGGUUAAGGGUGCGGGGCUGAGGGUUGCAGGGAUGGUCCCAGCUGUGGUGCUCUUCUGCUAAUGGCACUCAGGACAGAUGGCCGCCCCUCAUCCUCUGCUCAGUGUGAACGUGUGUGUGUGUGUGUGUGUGAGGCCUCUUUUCGACAGCAUGCAUUACAAUCACAAAUGGACUUUUAAACGGAGGUUUGCACACAGCAUUUGGAGUCAGGGAUCAGUUUAGUCAGAGAGAGACAGACUGAUUGGCCUCAGCGCGUCUGUUACUGGGACCAGCUCACAGAUCUGCUUCCUGGUUUGUUUGGAGCCCGAGGGUUUGAUUCACUGCGGCUCAGUUUGAUUGAUAUCAGAAACAAGUAAUCGGAUUGAUAAGUUUACGAUGCAGUUUUUCUUUUGAGGAAGGUUUCUGCCUGGAAGAGGACCACCAGAUGAAUGAUGGCUGCUGCUUCUUCUCAAGAAAAUAUCAGCUUUUAUCUGCAGACACAAGUUAUUACCAUCCAUCUGGAAACGGUUGUGUGAACCGUGAUUCGGUGCGCUGAUCUACAAGAUAAAUUUGCUGCCGUCUGAGCGCCAGGUGCUCUGCUUUUCCCUUUAUUUAUGAAGAGUUUUCUUUUUUCUCUUUUCACUCAAGAUGCUCGUCAGUGUUUAUGUUGAGUGUCUUAAUGAGUGCUCAGAUUUACAGGUGUACAGUAAGAAGCAUCAGGAGUGUGUAAUGAGUCCACACACAUUCACUGAGUAUGAUUAAGCCCAUUAGGACAGACUGAGAGUCCUCAGACUGGUGCGCCUCCAAACCUCUUUUUCUGCAUGUGUCAUACGUGGGACUGUGUGAUUUGGCUAAAAAGAUGAUCACGAUAUACUUUGUCAUAUUGUCCGAUCACGAUUAUUAUCACAAUUUUUUUUAUCUGUACUUAAAACUAAAAAAAUAAACAGAUAAAUAUAAAUAAGAUGUUAAAUAACUUUUCUUCGCAACAAUAACAUCUUUGGAGGAUGACUCAAAGUCAUGGCUGACAUCUAUUUUACGGCCCUCAGCUCCACGUUCGGUUACUCUGUUUACUUCUCCAGCAACUUACAGAAGUGAGCAGGAAAAGCUCGACUCUGAUUGGCUGUUGUGAUGCACAUUUUCGCCAAGUUUGAUCGAGUAGAUGAGCUCACAGCUGAUCACCGUGAUCUGACUGAAAUUUAUCCCGAUCAUAUAAUCGCCCAGUCUUAGUCAUACAGGAUUUAUCAGCGAUGAAGCAGCACGUUCAAGCGUAGAAGGAUUGUUUCAGCCGCUCCUGUAUCCGAGCAGUAAAGCAGAGCACUAAAUGAGUUGUGAAUGUAGCUUUCUGAAUGCAUAAUGUAUGUGCCAGUCCAUGCUAAAGGCCACACACAAGGCCACUGUGUGGGCUGUUGUGUGGCCCUGUGAAGAGUGCCUGUCACCAGUGACUGAACGUAUUCUUCCUCCAUUUCUAUGGUGCUAAGAUGUCCCUUUCCUCCUUCCCUCCCCUCUGACCAUAGUUCCUGUUUCAUAGUGAGGGGAAGCAAAGGUUUGCCGAUCAGCUGAUCAGGGAACCACUCCCUAACACAUGACACGACAGGAAAGCAGCGUGUUGGCUUCAUUUUUCUCCUUCUCGGAUCACGUAUCUUUUAAUAAACAGCACAGAGGAUCACAUGCUGCAUUUCUUCAGCUUCUUCAGACCUUAAAUCAAGCUCCACUCAUCCAAUCAAACUGUUUUAUAGCACCUGAUGUUACCGAGGUUGAACCCUGGAAAGCGUUUGAUCAGCAUGUUGCGUUCACUGACCCCUGAUGCUCCAGACUGCUGAAAAGGCAAAGGCAGAAAUGCAGAAAUAACACAAAACUCCCAAGUGUUUGGACUCUAUUCCAAGUCCAGCUUUACUGCUGUUUUGAGUCAACAUCAAUCUGAUCCAUUUAAAUACUGCCAGAUUCAAGUCUGACGUUGUUUUUGUUGCUCUGCAAAGCUUUAUUUACUCUCAAAUGUAAUCCUGUUCAAACAAGUCCGCAGAGAUUUGAAGUCAGGGCUCAUUAAAAGAAAUGAAUCAGACGCUGGAAUACCAAAGAUAUAAAAAAAAACGAUGCAUAUUCAAACCAGAGAUAAUGCUCUGCAGAAAUAAUCCUGACUGUGGAGCUUUAGCCCAGACAAUGAAACAUUCAUUCAGUCCAGCUUCCAAAUGCAUCUGUCACAGAGUUUAACAAGAACAAACAACACAGAGGCAUGAUCAGGGCACCGACUCCAGCUGUUCGUAAUCCAGUUAUGUGCCUGCCAGUGCUGUUCACAGCAGGACUCGUGGAGUCAGGCAUGUACGAGCCAAAUUUACCCCCUGAGGCUGAGAAUUUUUCUAGUUUCUGACAAAGAUGUGUUUUAAAAUAUAACCGAAGUUGACUCCCAUGUGUUGUUUCAAAUGAUCCUGUUUCCUUUUUUAAUGCUUUAAAUUUAGGGUAAAGUUCAGCCGUAAGUGAUGCAGUUAUUCAUUCACCAUGUUAUAAAUUAUGAGGGAUCACCUCAGUCCUCUGGGGUUUUUGUUGAUCCACAGUCUGCUGUCCUCAGCCAAGACUGAAGUCAGAGAUCCUCCCCUGAAUCCUCCCUCCUCCCUGGAGCAAACACAUCCCUAUAAAUAGAGCUCAGGGAGACGCAGGCCAGCAUCGGAAUGACAGGCAUCUGUAGUACAAACCCCAGACUCGCUCUGAGCAGCACUGUUGUUGUCCUGCAAACACGCCCUCCAAACCCCAAGUCCCAAUGUCAGAGCCGGUUCAGAACACGGACCCCCGAUGCCAUCUGUCAUCUCAGUUUUGCAGAACCGGCCAUUGGAUGUUUCCUUUCAUUACCCAGUUUUAGACCCUCGGGAUUUCAUCCGCUGCUGGUAUGCUGCUAUCCACAGAGGGAGAAGGUCAUGAAAGAAGUGUACCCGCGCAGUCCAGAUACUUUGAAUGGUUAUGUGUAAACACUCUGCAGAGGCUCUGUCAGGCCAAGAGCGAGGUUACACAACACCAAGAAACACCAAUUGUGUCAUUCUGUGUCUGGAAAAGCCCUGAAAACAUAAAAUAAUAACUGUCCUUUACUGAAUUUCAAAAUAAAAGCAUCAUUCUGGAAACAAGGGAAGUUCUCUGCAGUGAAAACAGAUCAGGGCUUUUGCUUUGGAAAGCAGUCUGGAUGCAACUUUACUAUAUUUUACAUGCAUUUGACAGAAACAUAACAAUAUUGAUGAUACUUUGAUUUGUAAUGCCCUUUACAUCCAAGGAUCUCAAAGGGCUACAUGUUAAAAACAAAGAAACAUCACAAAAAAGAGAUAUUGUAGCGAUUUUAAUUUAUCAGGGUUUUUCCUGGCUCAAAUUGAGGCAGAGGUGGCACCAUCCUGACCAUGCGCCACGACGUGCAUGUAUUUGUAAAUUCAACUGAUUCACUUUCUUUUACAGGCAACAUACUUUAAGUUAAGAGUUCAAAAAAGAGUGUGACCAUUAUCAUGUUAAAGCAUUCAUUUAUUAAAACUAUAUACAUACACAAAUCAGCUGGCAACUUUACAUUGAAAGUACACUUCAUCCACACAUCUCGCAACCAGACAGAACAUUUCAGCCUCCUCUUUUUCAUUCUGUAGAACCUCCUCAUGCACUCCUUGUAGUCCAAGGUCUCCUGGUCUGGUCCAUCAACGGCCACCUUACAACAGACAUCCAAGUGCCUCUCCUUCAGUCUGUUCCACAGAGGUGUCUUCACCUUAAACAAAACAAUUCAUCAUGCAUUAAGUAUUUUUGUUUUUAUUCUGAUACAGACAUGAAGAGUGAUAGUGUUUUCAAUCAUAUAUUAUAUAUAUGUAUACGCUGCAGUGUUCUCCCUAAAAAAAAAACGACAACCAAUUAUUUCUUAAACUAUCUAAACUAUGUUAUUUUAGUUUUUGUAACUUUAUUAGUUGAGUGUUUUUAGGUACUACCAUCUUUAAUAUACUUCUCCUUCUCUUCUGCUGCUUUGUGAAUGGCUAUCACCUCAUGUCUUUUUAAUGUGUCCAGCCUGUAGUUGGUUGAUGGCUGUCUCACUAAGGAGGCAGCAAUUGCCUGCUGUUUUGGGGCACAGUGCUUUUGGCAUAAAUAGCAGUGCAUGCCUUCCUCAGUAUGCCUGAGCCAGGUAAAUUGAUUGAGCCACUGCUUGUCAAAGCCACUGGCUCUGUGUUUUUGAGAAGAUCUGGAAAGAGGAAUAAAAACCACGUACACGUCGGCUUGCGUUGUUAUGCUCCUAAUUGGAAACUAAUUAAUUAAUUACCCUCGCCUCGCCGACUCGUCCUGUCCUGCAUUCUGACCCUCGCGAUCACCAGUCCCUUGUGAAGUACUUUCAGACCUGACACAAAUUUCCACGUUGUCACCAACAUGAAUUAUAGCAUUUUAACUGCCUGUUACGUUUUUUCUCUGCUGUGUUUCACCUGGACUCUUGACUUUCCUCCUCGCGAGGUCGCUUUUUAAAGUACUGGCUGAUUUUGCCUGUCAUAACUGCAACGCUAAAAACGGAGUAAACUUUUUUUUUUUUAAAUAAACACGACAUGCUUGGAUGCAAAAAAGAGAAGCAGUAUUUACCUGUUUGUAUCAUCCGCCAGGGAAAAUCAGGACGCCGACAGCACCAACUAGCGGGAAAAAAAACUUGAAAAAACAUGAUUCGAUCCGUUUCUUCUUCGGUAGAUGCUUCAGGUCUUUCCGGUGCACUGCUGUUGAUAUAGCGCCUCUAUAGUGGCGCAACGCUGCAACUGCAGUUAAAAUACGUUGCUGCUGCAGAGGGACAUCAAUCGCUCAAUCAACACAGCUGGAGCUUUACGCUGUGUUGAGCGAAAUCAAUCACUCUGGCUGGGGGCGGCACAAAAUUAGGUGGAGGCGGCCGCCACGCAAUUUUGAACGCAGGAAAAACCCUGUUUAUGAUAAAUAUCCUAAGAUUAAUAUUUUAUAAUAAUCCUAAAUUAUGACAUUUAUUAUAAAUUUAAUCGCUAUGUAUCAUUUUGGUGCCCUGUGUGAGGCAUUAAUGAUAUUUGAGAUGGUCAGUGAUGGAGUCAGUUUAAAAUGUAACAAGAACCUUUCCUGCGAGGGAUGUGUGAGUUUCACACACAGGGUUGUCUUGGUGCUACAAUGCAAAAACAUGAUAUAGGUUGAAACAAGAAAAACAUCUCAUUGAAGGAGAAGUAAAAACAAGAUAAACUGUUUUAAGAGAAGAUAAAAUGUUUAAGAAAAUAAUGUAAAAGGGGAAGCCGAAUGUUUUACUAAAAAGAAAUGUCUUAAAUCUGAAAUACAGCUGAUAAGGAGCCUCAACUUUCUGUCAAAUAUCUGUGUAAGACUAUCAAACAAAAAGUGAGGUCAGACCAGAAGAUUUAACACACUCUUUCUCAUGACAAAUUCAGUUCAAAUCCUUUUAAUAUUGAGUUAAAGAAAGAUAACCAAAGCAAACAGGAUGUGGGGGAGAAAUCUGGAAAAGAUUAGUAUAAGGGUUCAGACUGCAUGACUGCUUUCUACCAUCGUAAACAAAAUAUCUUAAUGUAUUAAAGCCUCUAUUUUCUGACAUUUAACAGAGCAGACGAAACAGUUCUUGUCACACUAAUUGGAAAUAAAAAUGAAAUGUCGUUAAAGCUCAAGGCAAGAGGGUUUUCAAGAAGACGACGUGGGAUAUCAUGUAGAAAAUGUGGACGUCAGUGCAGCAGCAGGAGUAUCAGCACUCUCCCAUUAUCAGCAGCUGACACUCCCAAGAUUACUGAGAACAGGACUGGAGCGCACAAUAAGCCACUUAGCAUUUAUUUCACUUUUUAUUCUUCUGUCAAACAAUAUCCACAUCCACACAUCUACAUCAGAGGGGAGCUUAUCGCCACACAGAGCCGAAAGCGACACUAGAUCAAUUCAUAGCAAGUCAGCUGACUCAUCUACUUUUCCUUUUUCCUCCCACUCUCAGCGUGAUUCACCAUGACGACCGAAACAGGCGCGGACUCGGAGGCCAGGCAGAACAAGGAGACGGAGAAGGGGAAAGCCAAAGCAGCCGAACCGACCUCACCUCAGAACCAGACGGAGCUGCCUGCCGCCGCUGGACACAGCACCCCGGCCAGGAAAGAACAGGUCAGACCCUUCGCAACCUCUCUCUGCACAGAGAGGAUCCAGCAGCUGUCAGCGAGGAAACACACACUUCAUCUGAGGUUGUUUCUCUCCUGUUAACACUGUACAUACUCCUUUAGAUAAGACUCCACUCUGAGAAAACAUCACACGCCAUUCAGCCCACUCCUUAAUGAAUGAAUCGUGCCUUUGUGUGGAAAAAUGGAAAUGAACGAGAAAAAUCCUGACGACAUGACCUCAGUGCUCUCAAUGGCGGUUACAGCCUGACUUCAAAUGCCUCCAUUAAUCAGUCAGGGCUUUUAUUUUGGGAUUGUGGUCAAACACAGACCAAGAAACCCCCACCAACCAAGCGUGGGUGUUUUCAUCCCCUGCAUUACGUCUGCAGAUUUCAGUCAUUAGCAUAACUUUUCACAGCUGUGGGAAAGAAUGAGUAAAUUGAGCUACUGCAUGUGGGUUAUAAUCAGACAAGUCAGUUUGGUUUAGAAAAUGUAAAAUUUGAUAAUAAUUUUGUCAAAUUGCAUAAAUCAAAAGUCAUGAUCCACCGUCAGGGAUGGGAACUUGAGUAAAGAGUAAAACUCGUCCAGUUCAUCGUCUUUUGAAAGCAGUGAUCUCUGUCAGGUGGUGGGUUGUAGCCCAUAGCCGGAUCAUUUUAUAUCUGGGACAGUCCACAAAUGUUAUCCGAACACUAAGUGCUCCUCUGCAGACUUUAGCCUCCAGCAGCCUCGGGGCCUGCUUUCUAAUCGAUCUGAAGAUUGGAUUUCCAGCGCCUCCAAACUGCAGGUGGAGACCGUCUCGGACUAAAGCACAGCCUGGCUUAUCCCCUAAUUUACUGGUUGAAGGAAAAACUGUGUGACUAGCUGUGCAUGCAGACGGAUUCGGUCCUCAGUAUGAUUCUGGAGACGAAUCAGUCCCCAGACACUAAAUUGUAGUUAGUGAGAUUUGAGGUCUGAAAACUAGCUGGGAGCAAAAUGAAAGAGAAAAUAGUUUGAAGGUGGAGAUGAAAAAAAAGUUUUAAAAAGUUUCAACUAAGAUUUGGUUAAUAACCGCAUUAGAGAAAGGAUUAGCUCUAAGCUGCUCUGUUUUAUUAUUUUUAAAUUUAAGAAACAUUUCAGGCGUUUAGCUUAUCUUCUUAUCUGAGAGUUUAGUUAAAGAUCCAUUCCAAACAUGCAGGUUUUUACUGGUGAAUAUGAAGGAAUCAGAAGGCCAAAGUCAGGACAGCCAUCUCCAGACAGGCAGAAGAAGCAGAGCCGCUUUUAAGAUGUUUAAAACUUUCAUGAUCCGCCACGUGAUAGAGCAUGAAACUCUUAUUUGAGCGCGGUGAUGCUGAUGCUAACAACCCCACUGACCCAGCAGUGCAGCUUUUAUCACGAUGUGGAAAAAAUGGGGUGUUUCAUGAGGAAGAAGAAACAGAGCGUGAGUUUAUACGUGAAUCAUCGGCGCCGUCAUGGGCCGUGAUGAGAGAGCAGCGGAGGCAGAGAGAGAGAGCGGAGGGAUGGAGGGCAGUGUAGCACAAAAACAGAAACAUGAUGGACUAUUUAGGGAAUAAAUGUAGGUAAAGGUAACCAUCCAAAAGGUCAGUGUUUCCUCAUAUCAUUUCGCACACAAAACAAUAGAAAAGUAGUCAAAAAGCUCAUUUUCACUUUGAUUCUUAUUUUCAUUACACUUCACAGCCAUGUUAGUAGUGCUGGGAGUCUGCACGCAGGCUUAGUGCUGUCUCAGUCUUGAAGCUAACGUGACUAACUCCGAGUAUGUUUAAAGGACAUAUGUUACUAUCAGGGCUGAGCAAUAUGAGAAUUGACAAAUAUCAGGAUAUAUCUGUAUUACUAUUACAUCUCUAUAAUAUGAAAUCUCUUCUGAAUUACUAUAUGAGUUUUGCUCUUUGGUACCGAGAGUGACACCAUUAUAAUGAUUGAAAUAACCCUUUAAUUGGAUUUUUUUGGUCAUUUGCAUGUAAAAAAAGACAAGAUCACAGUCAACUUGAAUGAGCUUGAUAUUUCAAACCGGGCAGCAUUUAAUAAAUAAUGGCAUGACUUCAUACAGGGGAGGGAUCUCAAAGACUUUUAAUGAAACUUCGGAAACUCUGGUAAAUUAUACAACACAGUAGAAGGACUCUAUCUAUCCCUAAAGGUAAAUUAACUUGUCUGGCGUCUCGGAUAAACUGCAGAUAAACCAAGUUAUGAUCUAACCUCCUGAUAAUAUUACAAUUGCUUCAGGAUGUUGAGUCUGUAUCCUAGCAACAGUAUUAUAAAAAACAUCACACGAAACUUCAGCCGUUGCCUUUGGUGGGAUGAAGUUCUGUGUAUUAUUAAUAUUUCCAAACAUUUACAAGUUCUCCUGUCUCCUGAGUUGGUCUCUAGAUGGCAUCUCGUUCACCCGUAGACUUACUAAAGCUAGUUCAGCUUCAGGUACAGCUGAGGCUGAUGGAAAUAGUUCCUUUUCAUUUUUGAAGUUUGAUCAUAAAGACCAGAAGAAGAUCCUGUAUAUACAGACGUCUGCAGGUGAAGCAGUGUAAAGGAAAAACAUGAUUUACUAACUUGUGUCUCUACAGUAAAAUCCUGAUCUGGAGGGAGAAUAAAAGAAAAAAAUUCAAACUUAUACAAGAAAAUACACAUUUAUCAACAGUAAAGGUUUCACUGAAAACAAUAUAAAACCGACGUUUAUCUUUGACAGCAGUUUCUCGUAGAUACAAACUGGAUUCCUCGAGAGCCACUCCCAUAAACAAUAGAAAUUUUACUUACUGUUUUAUAAAAAUGUAAGUUUCCUUGCUUUAAUGUUCUUUCUAGAGGAGUUUGUGGCAGAUUUAGCUGUGCCUGCAGAUUGAAAUCAGACCUCUUACUGUAAAAAUGUGGUGCAGCAACACCUUAUACUUCUGUGGAGGUAAAAUAUCCCCUCUGAGGAAACAGAAACACAAAACUCUUCCUGUCAGAUUACACUCAUAAUUUUUCCCUGCCAGUAUCUCACCCUACAUCUGAAACACUGAAGGUGUUACCUGAUAAUUGAAUCCACAUUAAUUUACCCGAAAGCAGAUUUACAGUAAACAGCCCUCAUUAGUCAUUGUGGAAAUGAUGGAUGAGGCUCUGCUGCUGUCAUGUCUGUGUGAAGUGAGAGGAACACGACCGACAGAAAUCACAGCAACUUGACAAAAACACUGUCAGAGCUGAGGGGGGCGAAUGUCUCCAGGCAGCAGGAGUUUCAUCUAUCAGUCCCAAAAUUAUUUCUAAAAAAACUGUAAUUCUCAGUCUUGGUCCACUGGGAGAACUGGUCUGCUCCAGCUUUAGUAGAAAGGCUCACUGUGAGGGAAGAAACCCGAAGACCAGGAUCAAAAUUUCAAAUAUCAGGAAUAAAAAUCCACUUAGAGUUUGAGUGAGCAGGAAAAGAGCUGUUUCUGUGCCAAAUGCCUCUUUUUCAGCGUGAAGUCAGUCAGGAACAGCUUUGUUUUCAUCCAAGUGGAAAAUUGGAUUUUCUCUGUUGAAGACAAAAUGGCAGCACACCUCCAGCUCCUCUCAGUGGGACCCGAUUACAUCCACUCUGGGUCCCAGCCUCUAUUUUUAGGUUUCAGGUUUGUCAUGUGACAGAACAAGCUGGUUUUGUCAAAGACGGCUACAUUAAGAAACUGACGUUCAGGGGCAGAUGGAGGGAGUUUGGGUUUUUCGUGUGAACCCUUUCAACCUCCGAGGUUUUUAAGAGCUUUUACUUCCUUUAUACAGAGACAUCUCCUUGUAGGAAAAACAGACACAGCUCCAGCGCAGGAUUAUGUCACAGUGAUUUUCGUUAUCAACACACAUUUAUUUGAUUCAUUCCUGCUUAGUGACUCUCUUUUAUAUCUUCCAGGAGCCGCAGGAGGAGGACCAGACUUCCCACAGGUCAUCCACCAGUCGCCUGUCCAGGUCUCCUUUGAGAGGAGUGAAGAAAGUGAAGAUGAUGCAGUGUAAAAUCACCCUGCUGGACGGCUCCGACUACACACUCACUGUAGAGGUGAGAGGCUGCAGGUGUUGCUUCCUCAGUAAUCCAGUUCCUGAUCUAGGACCCAAAGUUUGUCGCAUAUUAAACACUCGGAUAGUUUGCAUGUUUCAGAAAGUGAAAAGCUGUAGUUUCUUUCUAAAGUUUAUCUAAAAUCUCUCUCCUCUUUGCAAAGUUGUUUGAAAUGAAACCAAAGCGACUUUAUCUUUUGGGCUUUUGAAUUUCCUCGCAGCUCUGAUGCAGCACUAAUGAUUUCUGCCCGAGUCUGUAAUAUCUAUAAUCAGAUCAAGACCGAAAAGUCUGAGAUUGUUCCUUUAAGUAAUUUGAUCAGCGAUCUUUAGUUAAUUGUUGAUAGAUGAAGACAGUUUUCAUUACUCUCUUUUUCUCUUUUCUUUCUCUCUUCUUUUUUUCUUACUGGCAAAACUUUGUAAUAUGUCUGUGGUGAUCCUCCUGUAAUAUGAUCCGUAAUGCAGCUUUUCUAAUUUUUGGUGUAGUUAAGCUAACCUGAUUUGAAGUUUGAGGUUUUUUAUAUUCAGUUCAGUUUCAUUUUAUCCUAAAAAUCACACUAGAUGUGCUUUUCAGGGGAUAAAACGAAAUACAUACAAAUCAAAGAUCUAUUUUAUCAUAUCUGUUGACAAAGUAAACCUUUUCUGCAGAUUCAUGUUGUAAAAAUCAACUUAUUCAGAAAGCUAAUCGUCAUGACUCUAAAACUAAGCAGUUGAAACAUACAGUCCAUGCUCCUAGAUUUGAGUCCUCACUCUCUGCAGCCAACACUUCCUGUCUCACUCCAGCUGUCUAAUCUAACAAAGGCCGAAUCCAUUAACCAACAUGGGGGGCUUUAAACUGCAAGUCACCAUCAAAACAUCUCGAUUAGUUUGUCCAAACUUCGACACUUUGAUACUGCAUGUCCAGAAGAGAAUCUAUCUACUUUAUUUCUACAUUAGAUAAUACUGAAAAGUGCUGAAGCUUAUGACAAAUACACCUUUUUUUCCAUUAAUAACACAUUUAAAUGAUCUUUGCUUAUGUGAAUAUGUAUGGAUUGAUCAUUGAUGAGAUGAUAAGAGAAAUUAGGGCUGGGCAAUAAACCGAUAAUUCACUGAUACCAAAAUUUAUGACCAUAACCGACGUCAUUUUGCAUAUCUGGGUAUAUCGGUAUAUUCAGUGUCAAAAUAAAUAAAAGUUGGUUUUGGGUGUGUGUAGUUAGGCUAUGGUCUCAUGUCCCUUUAAGACAUUGUCUUACAUCAGAGACGUGACUCCACCCCAUCCAGUCCGUAACAAAGAGGGAAACACAGGUGAGGAGAUGGAGGACGGUUCAAAAGUUGAAGCGGCUGAAGUAGAUGAAGUUAAUGUGGGAGGGGAUGAGCAGCUUGUGGAGUAGUUAUCGUCCAUUUAUAGUUAUUGAGGUGAACUGCUCAAUAUAUUGUGAUACUGAUUUGAGGCCAUAUCACCCAGCCCUAAUAUGUAAGAGUAUUUUCUGGUUUCAUCACACGGAGCCUAAUAACGUCCAUUUCCAGCUGCAUCCUGGUAUUUCUGUCCAUCAGUCUCAUUGUGUAAAAGCAGAAAUAAACCGUCUUUUUCUUUUUCGACACCCCAUCUUAGAAGUAGGGAUUUCACGGAUUCCUCCGCACAUUUACAUUUGCUUUGUGUGAAAUUGCUUUGUGGAAUUAGUUCCCCCUGAAAGCCUUUCUGCAUAGUCUUAAGAGAAAACAAAUUAUUCAUAUAGCACGUCUUAAAUGUGAAGUUCUCACAUCAAAGCUCUCGGGCUAUCCAGAAAUAAACCCGCAGAGGACCAGAGAGCCGACAGAUGAGGGGAAAACACGUGUCUUUGUGCUGUUAAUGUGCAGCGCCUAACAACGCUACCCCAGCAGAGCGGCGCGGCUGUUAUCAUAAUGUAGAAAAAUUGAAUAUGGAAAUGGGAUGUUUUUGUGCGGAGGAGAAGUGGAGCACGAGUCGGUUGUUAAUCAUAAUGGGUUGGAGUGAGAGGGGAGGUUGGAGGGUUCAGCGGGUUCAUGAUUUUCUCAGCUGGACAACCUGAUGAAAGAGAGAGACAAAGCUGAACUGUGUUCAACCUAAUUGAACAAGAUGAGAGUUGUAUUAGCCGAGAUAAAGUGUGGUCGUUCAGCAAUCGGUCUGCCGGGUCUCACAAGGAUUUGUUGGACUUUUUUUUUUGAGUUUCUCAUCAGGUUUGGGUGUUUUUUUUUUUCUCCCUCACAGCUUUAUGUUGCCUCUAAAGGAGAAAUUCUAAUUAUAUGCACUUUUCCAGUAUGCAGAAAUAACCCAUCUCAUGCAAACCUUCAAUCAGUCCAGGAAAAAGUGAGUGUCUGCGCUCCACAUCAUAAUAAUAACUGCUUUCUGCCAUCAACAGCCGCUCUUUCUCUCCGAUCAUUAAACAUUCAGGAAUAAAUCCCUGCGCUGAGCGGAUCUGACAUUUUACUUCACAUACUUCCCGCUUAGCAACAGAAAGUGGAGCCUUUCCUCGAAGUUAAAAUGUAUGCAGGCUGUAAAGGGACUUUGAGACCCUCCUCUUCCUCAAAUCUUCUUUUGAGCAGAUUCCUCCUCACCAGGGGUUUGGAUGGAGGGAUUAGCCGGCUGUUUUUUUCUGCAGUGGUGAGGAGGUGACCGUGAAAUGGGAGCAUUUGUUUGAGGGAAUCAGUGUCAUUGAGUCUCUCUGUGUGUCGGGGUAAUUAGGACGGAUUUUUAAGGACAAUGAUCUGGAAGUGGGAGGAAGUACGGACUUCUUGGCCUUGAGACAGAUGCACACCAUGUGUUUCUAAAGUGCUAAUUAUUAACUUAGAAAACGAAAUGCACUUAUAGUCAAGUUUUCAUUUAAAGCUACAGUAAAGAACUUUAAUUUUAGUCUUUUUUGCUCCUCUGUGGAUAAAACAGUCUGUGAUUAGUCUGUCUUUUGUCAAAAAUGUCAUCCUGCUGACUUUUAACAGUCAAAUGUUUCAGUUAUUGUUAAUAUUUUAUGUAAAAACAGAGAUGGCUAAGGCGCUCAGCUGACACCUACCCCCUUGUGCCAGAUUCAGGCCCCAAAAAUUAUGAUAUAUAAACAUUCAAACUUGUCACUGAUGGUCUUAUUUGCUUUGUUGUACCAGAUAAAGACUUUUAAUUUGAUUUUCAGUCUGUUUGAUUGAUGUUAAAAAAGUCCUCACAGGAGCUUUAAGCUACACAUUCAGGCUUUAUUGAGUGCAUAAUAUGAAAUCAGGAGUCAAUCUGAACAACAUGAACUAAUUUGGAUCCAGAUCCACUCUAACUGUUCCUCCUGCUUUAUAUCAAACCUUGUAAUGUAAUUGAAUCUUUUCUGCAGUAUCAUGGACAAAAUUACAUCUCACUGUAUCUGCUCACACAGUGAUCAUAUCUAAAUACAUUUAUGAAGCUUUAUUCCUGCAGGAUUAAAAAAAAACUUUAAAAAAGAGUGAGAAAAACUCUCUGUGGGUGCAGGUUGGAGCUGUUCAGGCUGUUUACUUAGAUGUAAAUUAUUUAAAUCCUCUUUCCUUGUCUCUUUUAAACUCCAUGAGCCACACCUUCUCUUAAAAAAGGCCUUGAUAUGGAGUUUAACAGGCUCCUUCAAACUGAGUGUUGUAAAGUAAACUGAAUAUGAUGUUUAUAUUUUGUAUUUAAUCAAACAGCACUGAAGUCUUGAUGGUUAAUAUCCUGUCAUAUCAAUAUUAUCAAGUACGGCCUCCUUAAAAAUGUCAGAGUGCUAAUUUUUAAUCAAGGAGGUAGACUUUGGAAUCACUAAUGAGACUUCAGUGAAAAUCAGUGAUUGCCUUUUCAGCUCUUGAGAGAAAAUGAUGUUUGAAUAUCCUGAAUAAGCAGUGUUAUAUGUACUAGAAUCAGUGCAGGUAAAACUGAUGAAUCUAAUCCAGUCCCUCGAUCAGCCUUGAAAGUUUGACGACGCUCCUCACGGGUUCAGUCUUGUGUAAUUAACUUGACUGAUUAAGCUAAUCUCAGUAAAUGGCGUUGAUGUCUUCAGUGUUACACAUCACCGGUGUGUGUUUGUGUGUGGUAGCAACUGUGGAGUAAUGAAUCACAACGUCCCAUCUGUUUACUACGCUUUAAUCUUUGUGCCCUGCCCCCAUACCUCCAGGACCUCCAGGACUGAGGCCUCUUUGGCACAAGUCCUCACUUCCUAAGACCCAGGCACAUCAGAUGAGAAACAUACUUAAAGCUGAACUUGGAUUAAGAUGCAUUUAGAUGGUCUGUGUGCAGAGGGGUGCACAGAAAGAUGCAUAUAAAGUUGGAUUAUUGAGCCACCUGUGCAGAAAACGUGAAGGUUCCCAAAGUUAAGACACAUUGAAGCUUCCAGUGUCUGUAUUUAUCAUCUUAGACUCAUUUUACAUUGUUUUGCCAAUGCUAAAAGUUUAACACAAGGGGUGUCCCAAUACUUUUUUUUUUACUUCUGAUGUGACACUGAUAUUGUAGCCCUCAGUAUUGGCCCAUACCGAUAUUGAUCUGAUAAUUGUGAAUGACAGGUUUUGCACUCAGCUACAACGUCUUUUUCGGACUUGAACGAAAAAUACUGCCACACGGCUGACAUCACUCCUACUUGUUUCUUGCUACUUUGUUUGUGAUUCUUUGCACUGUUGUUGUGAUCACGUGAGCUCUGCUUGCUGGAUUCUUGGGCUGCUAGAUAGAGGUCCUGGAGCAGAGUCUGGAUAGACUGCUUGUAUCAGAGUGCUGAUAUCAGAGAUUCGAAUAUUCUUUUUUUUGUUUGUUUGUUUUGUUUUGUUUUGUUUUGUUUUUUGUUGUUGUUUUUUAGCUGAUAUCGGACCAAUAUCCAAUAGGGGUGUCCCGAUACGAUAUUGAUAUCGGAUAUCGGUCCAAUAUCAGCAAAAAAACGGAUAUUGGAUUAUAUCGGCCUGCAUCUAAAAUCUCCGAUAUCAGCACUCUGAUACAAGCAGUCCAUUCCAGACUCCGCUCCAGCACUUCUGUCUAGCAGCGCCUGGAUCCAGCAAGCUGAGCCCUCAAAAUCACAACAACAGUGUGUACUAAGGUACUAACAAAGUAGUGAAGAGUAGGAAUGAUGUCGGCCUUGUGACAGUAUUUUUCAUGAAAGUCCGAAAAAAACAUUGCAGCUGAGUGAAAAACUUGUCAUGCACAGUUUUGUGCCAAUAUCAGAUCAAUAUUGGUGUCAGUCAGUAUUGAAGGCAACAAUAUCGGUAUUGUAUCGGAAGUCAAAAAGUUGUAUCGGGACACCCCUAAUAUCCCGAUAUCGGACCGAUAUCCGAUAUCAGUCUGGGAUCGGGACAUCCCCAUGUAAACAUCUGAAAAUUAAUUUAGGGGUGUACUUUUUAACCGAAGGACAAAACUCCUGUUCAGUAUUUCUAAGAGAUUCCUGGAAUAUACAACCUUUUCUCUGAUUUAUUUCAGUCCAUGAGUUUAUAAUUGAUGCCUUAUUGAUUUUCUUAUUGAUGUGCUCAGAGAGAAUGACCGCCAUGAACCUCACUGCUUUUUUUAUUAACUUUGGCGUUGUCUCUGCUAGUCUCUUUUGGCCAACAUCUUCUCAUAUCACCGUUUUUUAUCUCCUUAUUAGAAGAAUAUAUUGGCAUAUAUGAAUGUGAUUUGGUCAUGUUGAUGUCAAGGGUCACUGCGGAUGUUCAUAGUCUUCGUUUUCUUUCUUUGGGAUGAAUCAUCACUAAUAAAAUUUUAAAGGGAGCACCGACUCCACUGCAGGUUUGAUUGCAGAAUAAUGGAGGAAGAAUUACGAUACACAAAUGCAGGCCUGAUAGGGACACUUAGGAACAAAGCAUUUGGGCUGACACAUCCACACGCUGUCUGAGUGGCUGUCUGAGUAGCUCUUGUCUGUUCUGCAAAAAGGUCGUGACAGAGUCAGGCGCCUUUUCAGAAAGAGCAGAUUUCCAAAUCAGGCAGCAUUUAUGCGUGGAGAAAGACUCUGCUAACACUGCUGAAAUGCUGAUAGGUGAACAGUAUUCACAAUCAGAGGAACAAUGGCUCUGCUUUAGUCUGAACGGGGUCAGUCUCACACCCAGACUGAGAAGUUUUUUUUUAAGAUGUGAGUUUGAAUAAGAAGCACAAAUGGAAACUUGGAGUGGCUUCAUUUCACUGGAUCUUUAACCGUCUUUAUUUGCUUUUAACUUCAGAUCAUAACUUUGAGAACUUGCGAAACAAACUUUACAGUCCUGAGAACAGAAGAGGGUUCCUUCUCCAAAAGCAGCAUUUAUGGAUGUUAUGUGACAAGAUUGAAUGCAUCUUCACCCAUAUUUUAUCAGGAGUUUCAUGUCGGUGUGCAAAGAUGGUUUCUUGACAUCCGAGGUGACAUAUCAGAUCACAUAAAAUGACCUGUUACUAAAGGAUAAUUGAGAAUACAUCAGUUAAAAACUAAUAAACUUUUUAAAGUAGAAACUUAAGGUCAAGAUCAGUCCUUGUCAUGUAAAAGAGAAAGCAUGUGUUUUCCCAGAAAUAAAUCUCUAGAGUCUGUUUCCUAAAAAGCAGUUUUGUCUCGAUAUUUCUGGUGAUCUCAUAAAAAAAAGCUCAUCCUAAGAAAACAAAAUAACUACAUAAUGAGAAAAUGUAGCACAGAGUUGCUUGAAGUUGAUAUCCCAGGAAGGUAGAUUUUGUUAAAAGGAAAAACAGAAUAAUUUAAUCUGAAAUUUGCGUUGAUUUUGCAUGAAAAUCAACAACAAUCACAGCUGUUUAAUCCUCUGUUUGUUCGAGACAAUGAUCAGAUGAUGAGGAGUUUUCAAAGCUAACACGAUUAGGAUCAGUCAGUCAGUUAGAGUGAUGCUGUACUUAAGUCUGGGGAGGCGAGGACACACAGAUAAAUUACCCUUUCUAGCUCACAGACUUGAAGAAAUCAGAUGUAUGGAAGUGUCCUUACAGCAGAGGGUGAAAUACAGCAGACAUGAGCUGUGCUGUUAAACGCAGAGGUACAACUGAGGUCAGAGGAUCCUUCAGAUGAUUGCCAGGACUCCUCCUCCUUCUCCUCCUCCUCUUUCUUAUUUAAAAAACGGCCCACAAUGUCAAGAUUUGACAUUUUUAUCCCCCUGACCUUGUAGUUUUCCAGCCCGACUCUGUUUCCUCCCAUGGGAGGAAUGACUGUGCUAAUCGUUUCCUAUCGUUUUCUGAGGUGCAGAACUGCUGAAGGCCCCCUGCUUCACCUCAGAGGGUGUUAAAUUUUAGGGGAAAUCCGGCGUCUCGCUGUUUUCUUAUUGAUGGGACGUGUUUUUAUUUAUUUAUUUUUUUAAAUCCUUCAAGUUUAGGAGUGAAUAUUCAUCUUUCAUGUUUCUCAGUGUGAUGGCAAAUCAGAGCAGUCAUGAGUUUCAGUCCUGAUCUGAACCUUUGGUUUGUAGAUGCAUCUUUCAGUUUAUUUAAUUUGAGUUAUUGUGAAUCUUGUUUCACCUCCUGCCACAGUUUUUCCUUUUUAUAUCUUUGGUGUUGUCUUGUCUGUAAUUUGAGAUCAUUUCCUUCUGCUUUCAUUCUCCCAAACAACCCCUGGGGGGGAGAUAAACUACAGGUUGGAUCAGUCAGCAUCUAACAUACAAGUCUGCAGCUGAGUCUAAAUGGAGCUUUGACGAUCCCAGCCUUUCAUAGAUGUGCGUCUAAAGCCUGAGUUACAUGUUUGUUGUGAAGCUUCUGUCACUGAAAUGCAGCUCUGCUGUGACAUGACUCUUGCUAAUUCCCGCUGAGUAGCGUUGGUAGGAUUAACUCUCCUCCAUCAGAGGCUUUAUGGCUCUGCACAAAUCACGCAAAGACUUCUCAGCAUGAAAAAUGACAUCAGGGUGGGGUCGUAUAAAUAUACAACCGAGGCUGUAAACUUUUAGCCUCUCUGUUACUGCAACCCCGGAUUUUUAGAAAUAUUGAUUUAUCAGCUGAUCGAUGGAUAAUUCAUCUUAUAAAAUCUGAAAUAAGUUGAAUUUUGAUGUCUUGUGAGGAUAUUCAGUGGAGGUGCUUGUGUGUACUUCUUUCUGUGUGCACACAUUUACAGGGGGUUGAAAAAGGACUAAGUCUCAUGUCUCUUUCUGGAGAUAAUGAAACUUUAAAACAUGACCUUAUCUCUCUGAGCCGGUAAAUCACCCCUUUUGUAAAAACCCAAAGAUUGUUUAUUCAUGUUAAUUAUCUUAAACCAGCAGUCGUUCCUCUUCCUGCAAAAAGUCUCGAUCAGCUGAUAAAUGUUUGCAGCUCUACAGCCAACAUGCCAGCAGUUUUGUCUCCGUAUUAAAGAGCAUGUGUGAGCGUAUCAGAUCCACUGGGUGUUUAUGACCCCUGCUACUGGAACGAGCCGCGGCGAUGGUCGUCACAUGAGGAGCUGGCUCCGGCUCUGUGUUUUCUGUGUGGCAACUCAGCCCUUAAAAUAUCUCCUGAGACUAAAAGGACCCACACCCUCCGGCGGGGUCGACAUCCUGCAUUCAUCCAGAGACGUGGAGUCGAUCGGCUCAAAGCUGAUGUUCACCUUAGGCUCAGAAAUGUGGAGGUGUAUUUAUACUUGUGCUUUUUAUAGAAGGAAUCGAUCCGGAGUGGACUGUCUGGCGGAGAGCUACUGUAAGAGCUCUGAGGGUGAGACAGAGCAGGAAGUGAUCUGUAAUGUGCUGCAUCACGGUGCUGCUGGUCUGUGGAGAUGGGCUUUGGGUCAAUUUAGGAAAAGAUAACACAUCUGAUUUGAUGGCCUAACAGUCCAACGUGAGAUUGUUAGAGUUGGUUUGUUUUUCUUAGCUUGUGUGAGGUACAAAUAAGACCACCUAUGCUGUUUAUUUUCCCAUUUUUCUAUCCUCGAUUCAUCAUAAAUAGCACGACGAAGUGGCGGACAUCUAUUAAAGAUUGUGUUUUGUUUCGUUUUUGUCCUUUCUCCCUCAGAAACGAGCCAAAGGCCAUGUCCUUUUUGACAAAGUGUGCGAGCACCUUAAUCUCCUGGAGAAGGACUACUUUGGCAUCACACACAGAGAUGUAGAAAACCAGAAGGUAAAGGACGGUUUAUUGCGUUUAUAAGAAAGGGGACUAUACUUUUACAACAGGCUAAUGGAAAGAGUCGAAUAUGCUGAACAUCAUAUCAUAAAACUGAAACUUUCAAAAGUCUUUCCAGCUUUUUUGGACUCAUUGCCGGUGCACUUUACAUUUAUUAGCUUCUUAGUAUUUUGCCCCACACUCAGCGCUCAAAUGUGCUCUUUGUCUCCUGCAGAAUUGGCUCGACCCCACCAAGGAGCUGAAGAAGCAGAUCAGAAGUAAGUUUAGUAAUUCGAUAAGGCCGCUCUAAUGUUUUGCCCCUGAACAGCCAAACGAGGCGUGUGCGACUGUAAAAACGCCGCGUGGUUAAUUCGAUGUUCUCUCUGCUCCUCAGCUGGUCCCUGGAACUUCGCUUUCAAUGUGAAGUUUUACCCCCCAGACCCCUCCCAACUCACCGAGGAUAUCACAAGGUAAGGGCUGCUAAUGCGUACAGCAUGGCGUGACCUUUAGCCGGCAUAUGCUAAGACAGUAGCCAAUAGUCUCCCCGUCUUCUCGCCGUAGGUACUACUUGUGUCUGCAGCUGAGAGACGAUGUGGUUUCAGGCCGGCUGCCCUGCUCCUUUGCCACCCACACUGUUCUGGGCUCCUACACGGCGCAGUCCGAACUGGGAGACUACGACCCCGACGAACUAGGCAGCGACUACAUCAGUGAACUCCGCUUCGCACCAAACCAGACCAAAGAGCUCGAGGAGAAAGUCAUGGAGCUUCACAAGACCUACAAGUGAGUUAUGGGGAAGUUACCUGAGGAGGAAGUGAUGUAAGGGGAGUUCAUGAACGAAUACUUCCUUAAAGGCACAAAAGUACAGACAGUUUAUCCUGGUGUUUCUGGGGCUGAAAAACAGAAAUCUGACACUUUCUGAGUCACUUAACAGUCCACUCAGAGAGACAGCAUGUCCCCCGACUCUGGAUUUGUAUUUCCCCAUAAAUGAUUAGAUCUGCCUGUCAGUUGUCGGAGCCCUUUAUUCCCCGCGUAUUACAAUGAUUUGUGGGUAAUUUGAUUUAGCUCUGUGCAGCAGCAGCAGCGAGGACAGAGCCAGGCAGUGACAGUGCAAGGAUUCGGGUCUCUCUAAAGACCAUCUAUCUAAAACCCGAGGCUCUCAUGGUGCUCGGUUACACUCUAGUUAACAGCAUUCACAGAGAGGAGUCAUUUUCCAAAGCUUUUCUUGCUGUAAAACUACGAAUUCACCCUUUUUGUGAUUAUGGGACUCUACGCCUGAAGUGUUUCAUACUCUCACUGUUCAAAAAGCGUCACAUCUCUCUCUAUUCUACUCGGUCCUCACAGGGGGAUGACACCAGCCGAGGCGGAGAUGCACUUCCUGGAAAACGCCAAGAAGCUGUCCAUGUACGGUGUAGACCUCCAUCACGCCAAGGUAACGUGCCACUACGAGAUUCUUAACCUCUAAUACUGACAAUUUUCUGUCUAUCACAAUUCAAACUGAACAUCUGAGGUGUGAUUUACUCGCAGGAAGUGUUGAAUCCGUUUCACAGAAAUAAAGCAGAGUUUGGAGACAUCAACACUGCAGGAAAAAUGUUGAAAAAAUUAACUAUAAUGCCCUCGAUGUCUGCAGGAAUAAUGGGUGUUACAAAAAUGUGUAACAAAAAGUCAAAUAUUCGUACACCCCUAUAAAAAGUAAUGUAUUACUCAAUAUCCAGAUAAGCAAAAGUACAAUUUCCAAAGUUUUGACAAAGCUUAGUUUAACAUAAGAUGAAAUUAAAAUAUGGUAAGUAAAAUGUAGCUUUGCUCUCAGAACGUUGAUUGGGGUGUACUUAUUUUUGCAUCCUGAUUAUAAAUUGAAAAAAAAAAAACUUUCUUGUAUGCAACUUAAAAAAAUCUUUUUUGCAAUCAACAGCCUACCGUUUUUCUCGCACCAUCAAUCAACGCGUCUAUUUGCGUCUAUUUUUAUACAUAAGGCUCACCGGAUUAUAAAGCUAAUUAAGCCAAAGAAAACAGUCAGAUAAGUCAAACUUGAUUUAACUCAUUCAGUAACUCUGCGAGGCUACAGUAGCUGCAGUGCUCCGACAAGCCAAAAAGAUUUUAAGUGCACCUUAUAGUGCGAAAAAUACGGUACAUUUGGGAGAGUAUUUUGUUGUAUAGUCUGGCAUAGAAAAUGUUGGUUUUGAAAGGAAACUAAAGGUUUUCUGACAACUCUGAAGGGGUGUUCUCAUUUAUGCUGAGCACUGUACCUGUAAAGUAAAACAUGUCAUAUCUCAAGUAAGAAAAGAGAUGUGUUGUAGUUUAAUGGCUCAAAACCAUCAUGAAUUUAAUCCGCGUUUGACUAAAAACUUAUUGAUUUGUGAGAAUUACAAGUAAUGUAAUAUGGUCACUAGUUACUAGAGGAAAAAAAACAACUGCAAAGAACCUCAUGGAUGUUGGAUCCCGGACGAGCCCCCAUUUGUUACGCCCCACCUGAAGGCGGGCCCUAUGGGGCUAACAACAAUCCUCAACUUUUGACCCACUAAAUUAACAAAACACCUUCAAAAGUUUAACACGUGAUUUAUUGUGAAAAAACAACAAAAUUGCAAACUAAACACAAAGCACCCACAACACAAAUGAGAGGCAGCAGGGCAGCAGUUCCCCACCAAAUGCCUCUCCAGACUGCAGGCAGCUCUGGGCUUUUAGACUCCCAGCACCAGGUGAGUCUGAUUGGCACUCAAGUGAUUUCACCUGGGCAGCUAUGGAGAGACAAAAGGGGAAAAACACAUGCAAAACAAACACACAGCCGUAACAGCAGGUUUCAAGCCUUUUUUGCCCCUUUUUCGCUCUUUAUGCUGAGCUAGAGUAAGCAGCUGCUGAUGAGGCCUCUUAUAUUUAAAAAAUGAAAGUUUAUAUCACAACACACUAAAUAGUUUUACGGUAGGAAAACAUCAAAUUCAACACAAUUAUCUCAGUGGUUUGCCGAGUUUGGCUAACGCUAUCAGAGCUAGCACCACCAGUCGUUUAUACUCCAUAGGUUUCCCUCUUUUUGCCUGUUAUCUUUAAUCCUUGAUCCAAACUGUGCUGUGCUACAAGACACCGUCCAUCAUCUGUGGUUGUUUACAAAUAGGUAGCAUUAUGACAGUAGCCGUUAACUUGAGCCACAGCUCCAGCUAGUGGCGGGUCGAUGUACUACAGCUUAGACGCAAAAUAUGACCGAGUGAUGACAGCCAACUUUCCCUAUUUAUGUGCUACACAAUCACUAAUAACAACUCCAGUCCUGUUGUGUGUCUUAUGCGAGUGCAGAGUUGUGUUGUUUUUAUGCGAGAUGAUGACACCGGCAUAUUUCACUCACGCUGCGCCACCACAACACUGCUGCUUGAAAAACAUCUGGGCUGCCACUGCUGUUUGCUGAUUGACUGACAUUACGUCACUGCUGCCUCUGUGGACUCAUGGGCUGAAAGGAUGGAGGGUGGUGGUGGUGGUGGUGGUGGGGUCUGGAGCCUAGCUUGACUUGUUUGAUUUCCUCACUAAUCUCAGCGGGAUCAGAUGUAUCAUUAGGGGGGGUUGGAGAGAGAGCUGGAUUAUAGCGACAGGACGGGUGUCAUCAUAAAGGAAAAUUACAGUCAUCAGUCUUGAUAUGAUCAGCCAUCAUAGACGGGGAUGAAUCAGUGUAGAUGUGAGUGAUGGAGGAGGAGGAUAUUGCCUUCAGAGGUCCAAACGAAGUAGAGGAGACGACAGAUCGGAGGUUGGACGUUUUCAUGCACACAAGUAAAAAAAAAAAAAAAAAACAUCUGUCUUCUCUUCCUCUCUCAUUAAAUGCAAAGUUGGUAGGGAGACUCUAUGAGAGCUUGGCUCCAGCUGAGGGAGAGGUAAGAGGCUGCGAUUCAUAUGCUUACCUGCGUGUGUGUGUGUGUGUGUGUGUUUGGUGUGUGUGUUUAGUUUCUAUAUGUGCAUGGUUACAUACAACAUACUCAGUUUUCUGCGCUUCCCGCUCUGAAAACACCAUCAUUGGUUUCACCCGCUCAUCUCAUGCUUUGUGCAUUGGAGAGCAUAGUUUUGUGCUUCACCCACCAUUUCCCAACACUUCACUGUUGUUGCUGUUGCUGUGCAGUACCCCCUCGAGUCUCCAUUCAGCGCCACCACAGCCUGCAUAGAGAAGAUAAGAGCGCCAUAUGCCUGAUUCCACUCUCCACCUGCCUGCUUUACCUUGUCAUUACCUCCAACUCUUGACUCCGUUAAAUACCUCCUCCCUCUGCUGUGCAUCUGGCUCCUCAGUUUCCUGUAGAGUUUAUGUUGUACGAGACACCAAUCUGAGAUGGUUAGGAGCACUGUGGUACCAGAGUGAGACUUCGCAAAAGCAUGUCAUCAGAUGUAUGAUCUUCAUUUUCGGUGUUGUUUUCCAGGACUCUGAGGGCGUGGAGAUCAUGUUGGGAGUCUGUGCGAGCGGCCUGCUCAUCUACAGAGACAGGUUGCGGAUCAACAGGUUCGCCUGGCCCAAAAUCCUCAAGAUCUCCUACAAGAGGAACAACUUCUACAUCAAAAUCAGACCCGGCGAGGUGAAUACAAACGCACACAAACACGAGUGAAGAAGCUAGGAAUGGUUAUCCGCCUGAUUUGUGGGUUGUCUAGUCAGUUGUUGCAGCAGCUGUCACAUUUGCAGGUGUACCACGCCUCCAAAGUGCUGCAGUCGGUUAAAAACGACUCCUGAACUCUCUGAGAUGAAAAUAUUCGGCACUAAUUCUGUCUCAAAUGUCUGUGCACAAAUGUCCUCCCCCCUCUUUACUAAUAUUUCAUAAAGGAGACACUCUAAUGCUGCAUAUCACUCUCUAACUGGGCCGGCUUUGCUGAGGGUGCAUUAUCCUGCAGCUUUAUGAAGGCAGUUCAGAUGUUUGAUUUGGAAACAUCAUCAGGAGAUCAAUCAAUAAGCAGCCACUUACUCACUCAUGUUUGACGGGAAGAUUGAGUUAAAAAUAUGUGAAAUUAUCAAUUAAUAAAACUGUGUUUAUGAAUAAAUUAGGAACAUGAUUGUGAGAAGGUGUUUUUGUGUUUUUCUUUUGCAGUUCGAGCAGUUUGAAAGCACAAUCGGCUUCAAGCUCCCAAACCAUCGUGCUGCCAAAAGGCUGUGGAAGGUCUGCGUGGAGCACCACACCUUCUUCAGGUAAGAAACAAAAGACCCGGGAGCAGAAAGAAGACCAUUUUCACACCACAAAAGGAAAAAUCUUUAUUCUUAGUCGAGAUUAGGGAAGAUUUAAAGCAACUCAUGUCCUGGUUGUCAAAACAGAAAUACAAGUUCUUACUAACCCUCAAAUCUGUCGGUGAGAAAACACUGCGCUAAACACAGGGUCACAGACUCCGGGAGGUUUUUAGUGUGAAGUGGAUGACUAACACCAGCAGAGCUUUCACCACCAGCCGUAACUAUUUCCUGCAGGAGAACUUUUACAAGCCUGUGCUGGUUACUUGCUGCUUCAGUCAUGUUAGUUUUAACCACACAGACCGAUCUAUCUAUCAUGAGGAAGUGCUUGUUUUAUUGGUUUGCAAUAGCUAUUGACCUAAAGUUGGCUGGACUAAGUUAGGACACAAUCUAUGGCUUUUAUUUUUCCCCCUGUUUGUACAAAAAUAUGACAGUAUGAUGUUGUAUACACAGAUGUUCUGGUGCUUAAUAGCAUGGAAAAUUUGGUUUUCAUGCCAAAGCCACAUAAACAUGCGUAUACCUCAUUGAGAUGUUAUUAUGCUGUUAAUGUUGAUUCUGUAUUUAGUCCAAAAUUUUUGUCUCUGCAGCUGAGGCUAAAACAGGGUAUCGACAGGGUCUUAUAAAGUCUUAAAUCUAGUCAUUUGAAUGUAUGUAAGACCUUAAAAUAUCUAAAAUUCCCUUGAAAUCUCAUAAAAUGUCUUUAACACGAUUCUAAAAGCUCUUAAAACUGUAUUAACUGUACUUACAAAUAGAUAACUGGCCGUAAGAGUAAAGAUUGAUUUGAAGUAAUAUGAAAUUUUCCGAUUUCCCUUCAUGCCUUUUGUACUUUUUUUGCUAGUAUAGAUGUAAAAAGAGUCUUCAGUUAUAUUCAUUACGGUCUUAAAAACUCUUCAAAUGUCCAAAAUCCAAUCAUUUAAAAUUAAAACCUUAAAAAAUUCUCUUAAAAUCUCAUGAAAUGUCUUAAAUACGAUUCUAAAAGCUCUUAAAAAUGUAUUAACUUUACUUACAAAUAGAAAACUUGCUAUAUGAGUAAAGAUUGAAUUGAAGUCAUAUGAAAUUUUCCGAUUUCCCUUCUUGUCUUUUGAAUUUUUUUGCCAGUAUGGAUGUAAAAUUAGUCUAAAAUUGUCUCAAAAAGUCUUAAUUUGAUCAAGUACAAACAAUAUAAAAGGAAGUUACAUUGAAUUAAAAAGUGGUGCAUCUUUUUCCAAAUCUAACACGUUGACACUGACAGUUUAAAGUUUAAACUUUGAGUCUGCUUUGUUUGCUAAGUUUUUUUUACUGGUGAAGACGUGAGACGGUCUUAAUGUGGUAAAAAAAAGUCUCUCCCGAAGCUGCUGGUUACCACUGUCAUAUUUCGUAACAUGCCGAGUCUCUCUGCUCUGCAUUAAGUAAAAACUGCCCCUCCGGGUUCUCUACAGUAGCAAGCCAAGCGUGAAGCACGACGCGGUCUCUGCGGGCUGUUUAAAUGAGCGCCACAGUCUCACGGUGCAUGUCUCUAACAUGUGUUCUCUCCACUUUGAUUAAUGAGUCUGUUUGUAACCUGCGACAGGCUCGUGUCCCCGGAGGCCCCCCCGAAGAAGUUCCUCAGCCUCGGCUCCAAGUUCCGCUACAGCGGCAGAACGCAGGCUCAGACCCGCAGGGCCAGCUCCCAGAUCAUCAGACCCGCGCCGUUCUUCGAGCGCACCUCCAGCAAACGCUACAACAUGUCCCGCAGCUUAGACGGAGGUGAGGAGACAUCAGGGGUUUUAUUUAUAACCAAGCGGAGUUAAAACGCUGCUAACCAGGAACUUUUUCAACUAUUUGUCCUGUUUGUUUGUUUUUUUAUCUCCCUCUGGGUGAUUUUUGGGUUAUCCCACUUUUAGAUCUGAUUGUUCAGCAUGUACUCUUAAGCUUUUGGGAAAUCUUCUCCCCCUUAAAGAUGCUGCUUCUGCAUCUUUAUCUGGAAACACUUGUGAGCUGAAUUUGUGUUCCUGUUUUUUAUGCAUCCAGCCUGAUUGUCAAAAAUGUCUGGUACAGUUCAGUUACACAAAAACAAUGGAGUGUCAAAACAAAUCCUUUUGUUUUACUCACACGCCUCAUCCCUGAGAUCUCAGACCAGACCGCUCAAGUCCACUGAAACGACUCCCGUUUGUUACAUCUGUUUUUCUCUUCCAGCACCCAUCAUGGAGAACCACGAGACUCUCAUGAAGGACAGCGCUGCAGACGGCGCGGCCAAAGUCAUCGCCAAGGGAGACAUCAUCACCACGGUAACGACAGAGAAGAAGGCAGAGGAGGAGAAGGCAGAGAGAGAGGACGCUAAGAUGGAUGCUGCAGAGACGCCGGAGCCGGCCGUCACUACGCCGCUGAAACACGACACUAAGGUAAACCGGGUCUCGCCGAGUUGAAGUCGGCGUAUAGAGGAACUUUUUAGGAGUUUGUGUUUUUCCUGUUUGGUUCAGAGGGAGGGUAAUUCAUUCAGAGUAGAAAAAGGUUAUUUCACAGGAGCUUUGCAUCCUUUGAAGUUCUUUUUUGUUUUAGUUUUUGUUUCUUUUCUUUCUUAAAAUACUUCUUAAUGGCUGACGAGGUUUCCCAGUUGCUUUCAGCUUUAACCCACUGCAGUAGACUAGGCCUAAGUGCUUCUCAUCUUGUGUGCGCUUUACUAAUUAGCUUUUCUUUUCUUGUCCUUCCUUUGACCCCACACUAUACUUGUGUGUUUGCUCACGCCUGUUCGCCCCCCCCUCCCCUUCGCUCCCCUUCAUUCGCACACACGCCAUCGUUUUGUUGACACCUCCCUCCAUCAGUGCUCCUCCUGUUUGUACAAAAACGACCCCCUCCGCUCCGAGCUCUCACUCCCUUCAUCCCCCGUCACAUCAACCAAAGUACGGCGGAGGCGCAGGGAGAACGCGCGUAAGCGGGCCUCGUCUGUGAGUCCGGCCAAGAAUGGCGACGGGUGCCGCCGACGGCAAGCCCUCGCCGACCGUAAAGCCGCCCUGCUGGACGAGCAGGCGCUGCUGCUCUCGGCCCGCAAGCAGAGGCUGGAGCAGGGCAAGAGGCGCGGCGGCACGCUCUUCUCCUUCUCCCUGCACCUGCCCGACCUGUCCUCCUUCCUGGACGACGACGGCUACAUCACCUUCCCCGAUCUCUCCGAGAUGCGCUUCCUCCCUGAGUGCGCGCAGAACUUCCUGCCCAUUAAAUCCCCCUCACUCAUCCCCUGCUUCCUCUUCAUCUUCUUCUUCCUGCUCUCCACUUCCUUCUCCGUCCCCUACGCCCUCACCCUCUCCUUCCCCCUGGCGCUGUGCCUCUGCUACCUGGAGCCCAAGGCAGCCUCCCUGACCGCCUGCAUAGCCCAGGGCUACCAUGACUAUGACAGUUCAGAGGAAGAGGAGGUGUGUGUUGUGCGUACGUCUGACUUAGAGUAACAGCUCAUUACGACAGUUAACCCCUUGACCCCUGACCUGGAGACUGUGUCCGUCCCAGUGUCUGUCAGCUGUCCUACUUUCAGAACCUCAUCUCUGCUCAGUCUCACUCUCCAUCCUGUAGACUCCAUCAUCCUCAUCGGCAUCACGAAUACACAGAGAUGAACCUGCAAGUCUCACUGUUUCAUAUCUGAUUGGCUUGUAAUUUCACAUCACUGAGAGGGUUCGACACAAAAACUGAUCCAUCAGAGACUCGAUUUUGACUCAUUUCUGACUCAUCUGUGUGUAAAGAAAAGAUCAUGACAUAAAAACAUGAGUGAGCAUAUUUAAAUAUUUGUCUUAGCUGUCUGCUGAAGAUUUUGAUGAUUAUAGCACCUUUAUAUCUUCAUGUGGUCACCUCAUGUUUAGACUCGGCAUUGUGCCUAACCCAUCUCAGUGUCUCCAUCCAUAUUCAUGGUCCAACAGAGUAAAAGUGACUGCUACAAGAUUAACAUCAUCUGCAUGAGGACACUUUCACAUUUAUCUCUGCACCCAGUCUCUCUGCAUCGCGAUCCCAGUCAAGCAAAGCAGCACAAAUGAAAAUGAAUAAUUUAAAGGAAGCCUCCGCUCAAAAAGAGCUAAAAGCAGCUUUCUGUGGAGUGUCAAAAAGUCACUUUUUUCACCCUUUUAUGAAGCACAAAUGAAGAGUGUAAUUAAAAGUGAUGCAGAGAGACUGUGACUGCGAAACGCAUCCAGAUCACCGUUAUUGUCAACAUGCAUGGAGAGGAGGGGGAGGGCCUGAAAGUCAGGUUACUGUUAGGCAACAAAAUUGUGGAAUGAAAUCAAACGGUGUUGUUUGAUGUGAACAGAAACAACACGAUUAAGUACAAAACAUACAACGAAGCUACGACAAACCAUACCAGGGUGGACCCCUCUUUAUUUCUAAUGCAAAUUGAAUCCAACACUGAAGCAUCAAAGUGACUGACCAAAGGUCGAAACUUCCUCUGAGUCUGUUUUGCUUGCUUACUUUUCAUUUGCUUUUCUUUUUUUUAAAGUUUUUCUAUCUUUUAUUCGUAGUGUCGUCUGAUUUUGUGAAGCUUACAGACCAAAAACAAACAAACUGCAUUUCCAUUUGUUCCAUUUAUGGUUAUGAAGAAACGUCUCGGUGAUGAAUACACUUGAAAGUCUUUACAAGUUGGGUUCUUGUCAUUUUCCUGCCUGCCUCUCGGAUCGGUUUGUGAAAGCAGACCGACAGCGAACAAACUGACUUUGCCUUUGACGGAGAGAUGACGGCGACAGAGGUUGGUACUUUAGGAGGGAUGUUAUAAUUAAGAGCAUGGAAAAGUUCUGACUGAGGGGAGACGGGAGGAGACGCUGAAUCAUGGAUGUCUUUCCUUUUAGGAGUGCACUUCAGGUUCUGCACAGACCGCAUGCUUUACAUCGAACUCUCAUUACUUCUUGUAUAGCUCUUGUAGAGAUGUGUAUGUGUGCCAACUGUAAUCUGCAUGUCUCUAUUGCUUCUAAUGAAAAAUCUGCUUAUUACAGGGUUUUAUUGGAUUUCUUCAAGACAAAUAUGAAUCCACUAAAGCCCCUGUCGUUAUAAAUUUAAAGCUUUAUACGAAGUGAAUAAACACUAAAGUUAAUCAAUAAGAGCUUCCAUUAAAAAUAUGACGAGUGCAGCAGCGUAUGUAGUUAGAUCAGUUUUAUCCUCAUUCAUAAAACGGAGUUUGAACUCUCUAUAUCAGGUUUCUCUGCUGUCUUAUAAUCUCUCCUCUGUCCAUCCUGACUUUACUGAAUCAAAUCAGUGUUUCCCCAACAUUUCACAUGAUCAAUGAAUAUCAAUGCGCCGCUAAUGAUUUAUACUCGCACUGUAUGAGCACAACAACACACAGCGUUGUUUUCGAUUUGUUUUGAGUCAUCAGUGAGCGCAUCAGAUCCUGUUGGACCCUCUUCCGUGAAGGGUAACGUUCAAGUUUAUACACGUCUAUAUAGCGAGUAGCGUGGUUAACGUAAUGUGAACGUAACAGCGUAGUCAUGUCAAGGACAUAACUGUGCUGCUGCUGAAAAAUGUUGUAGGGGAAACACUGAGACUUGUUAAAUUUAUGUGAAAUACGAUGAAAUGUUUACAGAUUUGUCGCCUUUCAAAUCUAGCCCCCUGUCACCUCAAGCCACAAGUUCAUAUAAAAUCGUGUUUAAAGGCUUAAAAAAAAAAAAAAACUUUUCUUAACAUUAAAAAAAAAUUGACUUUGUUGAAAUUCUGCUUAAGGCUUAGAUUUGAGUGUUUAUUAUCUUAGUAACAGACAUCAGCUGCGUUUUGUUGUAGUAUAACCCUCAGUACCUCACACAGUUAUCGAGUUAUUUUGGCACCUUCACCUUUUAAAAUCUACAGUCAGACAUGGUUAUUUAAAAUCAGACGUCUCACUUCUAUCUUUAAUAUCGAAUAAUUAAUCAAAUUAGUGCAACGUUUUCAUGAAGUGACCGCAUAGAUACUUGCAGGUUUAAAGACUAAAAUUUAAGCUUCAAAUCAAGAUAAAUGUUGCUUUUAAAGCUCCUGUGAGGAAUCAGACGUUUCAGUUUUCUGGUAAAAUAACUUCAGACGCAGAUUUUUUUUUUGUAAAUUAAGUUUAGGGGAGUAAAACAAGGCACGUCCACAAGGGGCGCCAAAAUCACUCCAUACUGAAAAUUCCUCACAGGAGCUUUAAAAUUAUAAGGAAAGAAAGAAGAUUCUUCUGCUACUUUAUUCAAAAACAAAAACUCUCUCAGCCUGAUGAUGUUGUCAGAUUAAUGCUACAGUAUAAGGAGGACACCAGUCUGAAGAAGGACCAAACUAAUCAUGUUGGUGAAUUAUAAACUUACUAGAUUUGGGAGUUUAACUGUUGAUAGGAAGCAAAUGAGCUUUAAAAAUCUACAUUUGUGGGUGUAUUACCACGGUUUAAGUGUUUUAUUCUUUACAUGAAUCUUGCACAGUAUCAAAAGAAGUCAAAUCUACCUCGACAGGUUUGCUAAGAUAAAUGCUCCAUCUCUGCCUCCUUCCCUCUCUCUGCUCCUUGCCUCCUCUCUUCUUCUCCUUAACCUUAUAUCUUCAUCUACAGUGUCUUUCUCCACUUACACUCUCCUGUCCUCUCCUCUUUACUCGCUGUCAGUCGGAGGCAGACGAGGACUCUGAGAUGCGGACUCAGGUACUCCGGCCUCGCUCCGAGGCCCCGCUCAGUGCAUCAAACCACCACCAUCAGAUGCACUGAGCCGCUCAAACACCCGCCAUCAGUCAUUUUGUGCCGUCUCGUCACCUUUGCUUGCCUGCUCUUGCUUUUGUUGACAUUUUCACUGUCACGCCGCACAGCUGAGCGACCAUUCACUACUGCCUGAUUUCACUCCACAGACUGCUGCUCACAAAAGCUGUCGCUGCUGCUGCCGCUGAAUCCACCACUGAAGCUCAUUUCUCGAGUGGUUUUUUUUCUACACAAAUGGAAAAGUCAUGUUCUUAUUUCUUUUCUUGUCGCUGCGAGCAAAAGCCUAGAUUUCAGUUUUUGAGGUUUUUCUAGUAAAUGACUUUCCUGUGGGUUGAAUCUCACCCUCAAGUCUUUCUUCAGAUAAAGCAGAGGAGACAAAUCUCCCAAUUUCUCACUACAAGACUGAAAAUUCAUUCUGCAAAGAAGCUUUCACCUACAAGUCUUCUCCCCUCCUUCUGUUUUUGCAGUAUAGUUUCAUAAGACGAGUCAAAGGGGAGAACGUUUUUAUCAAGCAUAGUAAUCUGAUGCUCGAGGUUAGUACAAGUCAAGGCAUGACUGACAUGUGCAUGCAGGUGAGAGCAAAUAUGUCUAACACGCCUUCAGUUCUGCCAGGCGGGAUGAGAUUUUUCUGUUCAUCUAACCGGUUUUCUUGCUGUGAGAGAAAUCAAGUUUUAGAAAUUAAUCUGAACUAAAUCAGUGUUUGUUGAGGUUGAGAUUUGAGAGCGUUGUGCUUAAACAUGAACCUGAAACUAAACCCAGGAAUCAGUGCAUGUAACAUUUGUUUUUUUCACUGGCCCUAAAUGCUUGAUGAGCAUUUAAGUCAAAGCUGCUCCUUUUCAGUUGCAGCUGCCCUGCUGGUUGACUUUUGUGUUGCUGUUUGUGCGAACUGUUUUCGAAAACAGGCCUGUGAGCGGUAACCAUGAGAAAUGAGGCGUUAAAUGCAGCUGAUUCGGAUCUCUACUGGACCUUUUCAGGACUGCAUUUUACGCUUCCGAGUUCUUUUGGGUUAUUUCACGGAUUUGCAAGCUACUUUUGCGUACAUUAAGCAUGGCCGUCGUUCCCCUCUGCCCGGCCUCACCUCCUUGUAUCAUGGUUGACCGCCUACUGCAGGACGCCUCGCCUCCGUCAGAGAUGGUCAAACACCAGACCAACAUCAGCGAGCUGAAGCGCUCCUUCCUAGAGACGGGCGACAGCACACCGGGCCUGACCGAGUGGGAGAAGAGACUCUCCUCGUCUCCGGCGCGUUCGCCCAGAAUGGACGACGCGCCGAUGAUAGAGCCGCUGGAUGUAAGCCGAGUGACGGCGUGUGUGUGUGAGGCAUGACAUCAGCGUGGGGUUCUUUCCUCUAACACAGACAUCAACAGCAGGAGUGUUUGCAUUUAUCUUUCGUAAUGGUGCUACGGCUUUUUUAAUAAAUCAAAACGAUUCUGUCACAGUAUAUUCAAAAUGGCUCCACGGCGUAUUAAUAAAGAUUACCAGCAUCUUUAUGUGGUAAAUUAAUCUGCACACUCAGUCGGAGUUAGUGGGCCAAUCAGUGUGUCUGUCUUUCCUGCUGUCACCUUUAUGGCUUCUCUAUAUCUCAUCAGCAGCUGAUUAACAUAUUAAUUUCCCCCGGUCGCAGACGCUACACUCAUUAAUCAGGAAUACGAUUGUUUUGCUCCGUGACGUUACGUGCCUGAAUUAGCGUUUUCUCCUCACACUAUAAUCUGAUGAACUCAUGCAGGACAAAAGAGCGGCUGUAAUUGAAGUGUCUGAGGACUAAUCACUGACAUCAAACACAUCUGACUGACGGAAAUGAAAAGAGGUUUCUGGAAGAGUUUGCAGUCUGAUUUGUGUCCAUUUUAACUUCUAGUCACACUGGAUGUGUCCUUUUCAUACGUCUCUCUUCAUUUUUUGUGACGUGGUUUUGUUUUUCUAUUUCUUUCAGGCUGAAGGAGAGGAGCCUGCAGACCAAGAGACAAAAGAGGAGACGGACGCUAAAGCCACUGAGGUAAACCGCCUCCAGUUUUUGUUUUUCAUUAGUGAUCUAGCAGGUCGGUGUUUUGUCUUUUGUCUCCAUCCUGCUCCAGAUGUGCGUGAUCCCCAGAAGGUUAUCAAUAUUUCCACUCGUUGUCCUUCCUGCUCUUCUCUUUCUCUUUCUCGGUUUCUGUCCCUCUUAAAUUUGAUGUUGUACUUCCUUACAUACUUAUCUUUAAGUCAAGUUGGCUUAGGACGAGGUUGUAAACAAGACACAUGUCUUCUUCUGUGGUAAGUCAGCAGGAUGAGUCAGCUGUGACAAAGCGGUAGGUGUUUAGCAGGUCCUGAUAGAGAGGUGCAUGUUUUAAUUGCUCAGUGCAUUUUAAUUUAGUUAGUGCAUGAGUUAUUUGGAAGUGUUGACCAAACCCUACUGAAGGAUACGAUAUAAUGCGCUACAACCCAACGUCAAUCCAUACGAUACAAUCUGAUACAAUAUGAUGCUUUAUAUACGCUGUCCCACGUUAAUUCAGGGUAAUACAAUAGGAUACAGUUUGUUAGGUCAUGGUACUUAACGACACAAUCCAACAGGGUACGACCGUAGACUGUAUAUAGAAUGGACGCCGUCUGCCUCCUCGAGAACAGCACCCUCUGGUGACGGGCUGCAGUAUAGGUCAUAAAUCCCAGCAAUCCCUAUGGAGCUGUGGACAAACUUUAGAAAUUAUUUACACAGAAUAUAAAUGUUUCUCCCUCCUGGUUGCGAUGUUGACAUGUCGUUACAGUAAGACUGGUUUGUGCUCACGUCCUCUUUUUUUCUUUUCAGCUCCGUUUUUAAAAGUUAUUAGGAGGUUCAUGUUUUCUAUGAUUGACACCUGAUACAGCCUAUGGGCGUACGAAGAUUGCAUAGCGACUUUCGUACAACGCUACUGCGCAAGUGGUGGUUCCAGAAAUCACGGAGAUACCGAUUGUAAUUCGGCUUCAAAUUCGUAUAAUGACUAAAGGCGGAACCAAGUUGUCCAUAAUAUAUACAGUCUAUGGGUACGACACAAUACUAGUGAAUAGGAUAGGAUGAUACAAUAAAGUGGGAUAUAGUGCAGUACAAUAAAACGACAGGAUAAAAUAAAAUACCUGAUAUGUUGUUCCAAAAGUAUCACGCGAUUCUGCAAAAAUGUGGAUGUUUGUGAUUUAUUGCAACAAUCUUAUGCUGAUAAAUUACAGUGCAGGUGCAGGAUCAUUGUUGUUAGUGAAAGCUAAGAGUCCCAUGUGUUUAAUAUUAUUUGUAAAUGCUCAUAAAUGGCCUAGGAGUUAGGUUGUGGGCCUCCUGCACAGAGGUCAUGGUCCCAAUACUGAAGGUUCGGGUUCGAGACCAACCUGUUGCUGCUAUUCCUGCAUGUUACCCCACUUUCUCCCCUGGUUUCCUUUUUUAUCUUCUUUGAAAAGACAUAAAAGCCACAAAACAGAACUUAAGGAAUAUAUGAAUGUAGAAUUAAAUGGAGCUGGAGGUAAAUACUUUGUCCCUCCUCAGAGAAAACCGAAAAAAAACCUGUUAGUGAGCUUUCAUCUUCAAUGAAAUGCGUUUAUGGCUCAGUCUGCGUUUGUUGUCAUUUCUACUUGAAUAUUUAUUCUCUUGAGCUUUAUUCUCACCAUCUUGGCUGUCUGUCUUUUAACUUGAACGAUGCAUGUCCAAUGAGCGGAGUGUCUCCCCAGGCGGCAGGAUAUCUGGUGAAAUACGUGGUGGACAGUCUGGUAACAGAUCUGGGCACCUCCUCGGGGCCCCACGGGAUUAGCCUGUCAACCACCAUGGACGACGACGUCUUCAUGGACGGGACCCUCAGGGAGGUGGAGGAGAAAACCCCCGACUCUCAGGAGGAGAUGUCAGAGAGGUCUGCUGGGAAGGUCAGCCCGGGAGCUGUGAGACAGGAAGUGUCCCAGGCCAUCAGUGACAAGAAAGGGAGACUCAUCAUCCUGAAGGAGGCGGAGGAAAGAGAGGACGCAGAGGGUGACGAGACGAGCGCCGAGGGCGGGAAAGAGGAGUUUAAAGUCCAAGGAGAAGUCAAGGCGAAGGUGAAUGGGACUUUGAAAGAGGAAGAGGAGGCUGCAGACGGUAAAGAAGACGCAGUAGUCGCCGAUAAGCCGAGCCCGAAGUUUGAGAUAAAAACUGAUGAAAAGACUCCGAUCAAAGGUUUUGACUCGCCUAAGAAGGCCAUGGCAUCCUGGAUAUCUGAGGAAGUGAAGACGGAGGCUUCAAGGAUCAUCAUAACCACAACCACGACGGAGGAAGUCAAAGAGAUGAAAAGUUCUGAUGAUACUCCGCUGCAGAAACCAGAAAUCUUCACCUUCCAAGAGGUCCAAAUAGAGCAGUCUAAGCCCAGCCUGAACCAUGUCUCACUUUCUGAGUCUUCGACUUCCUCCUUAGCCGCGGUACUGUAUGAAUACUAAAAGAAAAAAGAAACACCGUUUUGGCUGCUUCCCUCCACAUCUCCACCACCUCAUUUUGCCUUCCCUCCAGCAGCAGCAGCCAAACCGGUCUAACACGAGUGUAAUCGAGCGCUCUGCAUGGCUAACGGUCCUCUAACACCCAAUAUUUUCUCCCUCUCUCGCCAAAACCGCCUGUUUCUGUUGCAAAAACAAACCUGCUGCUUCUUUUUUUUUGAUACAAACAGUUUAAUUUCUAAGUUUGUUGACAGCUCAAACAGCCCGCCUUGCCUCCACAGCUGGCUCUCACAGCUGAUAAGGAAAGAAACGGGGGGCUCUGGCAGGCUCCUGUUUGUUUUUUCUAUCGUUUUGCUCUGCUGCUCCAUCCCCUUUCUUUCGGCGCCGUUAUCAGUUCCCUCAGAGCGGUGACUUCAUAGCCCUGGCUCGGUGCCACCGCUGCAGCUUUUCCCCUCUCGCCUCAUCCUCCCAAAAAAUCCCCCCCCACCCCACCCCUCUGCCUCCGUAACAAGUCAGGGAAACAAUUGUAUGGGUCUACCUAAAAAGAGGCUUCACUGUUCUGACGGUGCAGUUUUUCAAAAGCAGAUUAGUGGAAAUUUGCUGCUGGUGGAUUCAGCGACUCCAAAACCGGAUUUUUAGGAUUUGUUCAACUUGGCGUUAGCUUCAGCGGAUUUAACAGGCUAUGAAAUGGUUUUCCAUACAAUAUUUACCUUCCAGAGGUUUCAUUUUCCCACCCUCCCUUUCUCUUUCUUUACUCUGUGUUUGUGUUUGUGUGACUCUGAAAUCUUCUCUCUUCUCUUCUCCUGUCUGUGUAUCAUCCUUCUGUCCCAUCAGUCUACGCUGGGAUGGGUUUCCUCCUCUCAAAAGGUGACCACGCCCCCGGUCCUCUCAGAUAUCCUCCUCGAAAAACUGCAAUGGUUUUUAUUCCCCUGAAACUUCCUGUCUUUGAAUAUUUAACGCAAGUUUCUCCUAAACAUGUAUAACUUCUAUUCGUUAUCAGGUUUGAUGUGAAGCUCUGAUUUAUUUUCUGGUCGUGAUGGUUUAAAAGCGUCACCUAAUGCUGCGUUUAUCGUCCGCAGACUUCCCCUGAACCAGAGGAGAUCGCCCAGAAGACGGAGGCAGCACCGGUCGAGUCGACAGGGCCAACGGUGAAUAUCCAGACCUCAGAGCCUGUGUGCGCCACAGCGGAGCUCACGGGCGAAACAAAAGCUGCAGAGGGAGAGUCAGAGCAUGCAGAUAUCAGCCGUAGUUUAGGAGAUCCAACAGAUGUUAGUGGUUUUCAAGGCGUUGCACCAUCUUCAGUGCAUGUUGAUCAGGGCGCACCAUCGGAGCUGGAGACAGAAAACCAGCUGUUAGCAGCAAAUCCAGGGUCGGAUGAUGGCGAAAGCGUGCCAGACGGCGCAGUAGUAAACCAAGCAGAAGGGAAGGAAAAUGAGGAAGCGGUAGAUGAGGAAGGGGAGGCGUCAGAUUUAGAAGACACAAACACGGGUUUCAGAUUCACUGUUGCUCCUGCUCGCAUCCAAGAUUGCGGAAAGCAAGAUGGAGGGAGAGCGGCAGAGGAUGUAGAGGAGGAUUUAGCCGAGUUUGAAGUCGAGGGAGAGGAGAGAGAGCGCUCAGACGUAGAUGGAAAGAGAGUCCAGUUCUUAGAGGAAGUGCAGUAUUUUGAAGAGCGAGAGACCCCCGCAGAGUUAGAAGAAACUAUCGAGGAGGUGGAUGAAGACAGAGAUGAAGAGGAUGGAGGAGAAAAGGCUGUGGGUAAACCGCCGCCCUUUGAAAAAGAGAGAUACCACCAUCCGCAGUCAGACAGCUCAGAAGACGAGCAGGAGGAGUGUGAUGAUGAAGAAGAGCAGGGUUUUGUGAAAGAAGAGACUCCGGAGGUGAGGGACGACGUGUCGGCAGCAAAAGAAGAACUAGUCCGAGCUGAAGUGUACGUAGAAGAGACGCUUAGCCAACAGGAGGAGACUCUGACUCCACCGCCCACCCCUGAUGACUCCCUCACCCUUUCGCCGCCAUCCUGGUCUCAGUCGGAGGUAACCCGGCGUCACCUCCAGUGGCCUCGGCCUCAGUCGAGUGACCUCACCUCCACUCUCCCCUCCUGAAUCUGCGUCUCAACUUGUUAACGUCACCGUUUGUUGCUGUGCAGAUUGGGGGAACUUUUUUAUGUCUAAUAUGUCGUGGUGCACAGACUUGAUCAAAACCUUGUGAUUUGUCUCCUUCACUGGUUCAGGGACUCUAAUGCAUGACUGCAUGCUCGUGCACCGAUCCAGCCCCUCUAUAAUGACGCUCUUUGGCUGAGUUUUUACAAGCAUGCGGGAUUUAUUUGUGUCCACUUAAUUUCAUGUCCAGAAGUCAGAAGCUAUUUUGAUAACAAAGGCGCACAGCGACCCGCGGACUCCUUCAGCGAUUUGUUUCAAACAUGACGGCUGACAGAUGUUUUUUUCUGCCUCUGCCCGACUCUCUCUGCAAACCUUUCAUUUGUGUCCGUCUCUUCUUUCACCCCUUUAGACUCCCGGUGCCGUUGAGGCGGGUACCAAAGAGAUGCCUGUGGUCCACACAGAGACAAAAACCAUCACCUAUGAGUCUGGAGAGGUACACAUGAACACAAAUCUAAAUACUGCAGCAUUUUGAAGGUGUUAGAGAUCGUUGUACUGGACGAUAGAUGUCUGCAAUUUCAUGAAAAUGCCCCUAAAAGCAUUUGUAGUGUUUGAUGUUGUGGGAGAAGAAACUAGUUUUUAUCAUAUUGUUCGAUAUUUGUGUAAAUACAGGAAAAAUAUGGAAAGUUGAGACUUGUGUUUAAAUGUAAAGAUGAAGAGAAAAAGUUUGAUACUGCAAACCUUUUCUCUUUUUUCGAACAAUCAAAACUGCCCGUUAAUCAUUUAGUAACAAGAGUUCGACUGUCUGGUCUUCAUUAUAAACUUUUGUUCCCAGUGAGAACCUGUCUAGUUUUACAAAAGUGUCAUUUAUAAAGAUUAUAAAGAAUUCCAGAAAACACAUAGAUUUGGGAUUUUCCUGAGACAUUAAAACUGCCCCACAAAGGCAAGAAGAUCUGUGUCGCUUCGAUUAGACUAGAAAAAAAUAAAUAAAUAAAGCUUAUUUUAUUCCUAAUUAGCAUUAGGUCUAAAUAAGACAGUGUCUGGGUCUGGGUCUGAUAUUAAGAGAGACAUUGUCAGUAAUUUAGAGUUUUAUCCGUGCCCUCUUCAUAACUCUACAUCCACUUUUUUUUUUACCCCAAUCUUAUAAUAUUUCUGCUCUGAGUUACAGUUUGUUGCUCAUCUGUCUGCAAAAGCGGUGAAGUUUUUGUGAUAUAGUCUAACUUUUUUAAAAGGAAAAAAUCAAAACCAAUGAGGGAAACGUGAACAAACAAAACUGACAAUGCGUACCAUAAAAAAUGAGCGAAAAGAUGUUUUGAACCUCCACAGUGCCGAGAGGAUCUGCAAAAUAAAUCUGCGAAAUUGUCCUUCAGUUUAGCGUCUUUUAGCUUUGAAGCUCUUUGCUUUAAUUUUGCAUCUUCCCUCAAACUCCGUCUCUAAAUAUCAGAGCAGCUGAGUGACGGUCUGGUUUUAAGUAUUGCAGGUUUUAGCAGUUCAAGAGUCAAAAUUCAUCACAGGAGUUUUUUUGAGCUCAAACUUCAGGAGUGAAAAUUGGAUGAAUAUUAAAAUGCAGCAACUUUCACUGAAUUCUUGUGGUGCUUUUCAGCUGUUAACAACCAACUGUUAUCUAACACAACCACCACUUUGUAUCAGCUUUUCUGCAUCGAUCCUCCUGCUCAUCCAGGUUUUUCUUUUGCUCUCUCUCUCCCCACAAAAAUCUGAUAAAGCCGCUCUCGGGCUCGCAGCAUUCAGAGCUGAGUCAUAUUCAAAGGGAGCCGGGUUCAUGUGCCGCUCUGGUUUGUUUGAGUACAAAUAUGUGUCCUUCUUAUCAACAGGUCGACACUAACGGUGACGUAGACCCUGGUGUGUUGCUGAGCGCUCAGACCAUCACCUCGGAAACCACCAGCACCACGACGACCACGCAUAUCACAAAGGUCAGAGUUGAGCCGGGGUCCUUCGAACAAGAUAGCAGCGUCUGCAUGAGAGUAUAGAGAGGUUCCUUUUUUUUGAUGAUUAGAUCAAUGAAGGUUCAGGAGGUUUAGAUAAGACUGAGACGAGAUCGAAGACGAGCAUCUGCUCAACAAAUCCUCCAAAAUUCAGUCUGAUGCACAAAGCAGCAAGUGCCUAUUGAUGGCUUGUGCAGCACUUCAUCGUCCUCCUCUUCUUCUUCUUCUCCUUCUUCUGUGUCCUCCAGACGGUGAAAGGCGGUAUAUCAGAGACGAGGAUUGAGAAGAGGAUCGUCAUCACUGGAGACGCAGACAUCGACCACGAUGAGGUGUCCUAGAUUCUCCUGUUCGGUUCUGUUUUCUCAUGUCUCCUCCGCUCCCUGCAUUAUUAUUUUUUUCGUUGCCUGUAAAAUGAGUUCUUUUGAUUUUAAGAUGUGACCAUGAAAGCUUAAGAUGAGCUCCGCCCCUUUUGACUUUAACUUGCACUCUUUAGGAGAAGCUCAGUCACACAGUAGAGAGAGUGAUUACUGACUCUUAACAUGACUUAAGUACUGGACGUUUGAUACAUGUAACUUUCCCGUUGGUAUACUGACUCAUAAUCCAACAUCCCCGCUCCCUCCCUGCUUUCUCCGUUUUUUGUCUCCCCCUGGUGACCCCCCCUUGGCACCGCAUCCCCUGUAUGUAGGCUCUGGCUCAGGCCAUAAAGGAGGCUAAAGAGCAGCACCCUGACAUGUCAGUGACCAAAGUAGUGGUACAUAAAGAGACAGAGAUCACGCCAGAGGAGGGGGAGGACUGACCCAGGUAAGACAACGCGGUCCCAGUCCUGGUCCUGGCUGUGUAGUUUAGUCUGGUCUGGUUUUCAUUUGGUUGGACUGGGCUUUUUUUUUUUUUUCGAGCUGGUCUCCAUUCCUGGGCAUGCUGCUUUCCCAUCAGCACUUCCUUCUCACUGAUGCAGACAGCGCCGCUUCUGUAGCACUCACAGCUAAUGCAUCAUGCCGCUGUCAUUCCAGCUCCACCACCUCCCCCGCCACCCGCGGGGAAAAGGUCGGCUGAUUCGUGCGUGCACACAGACCGGAUAUUAUAGUCUCGGCUUGUAAUGACAAGGCUUAAAAACCUUUACAGUAAUGCUCGUGGCAGGCAGUCUCAUGCAACCUGCUGCAAUCUGCCUGCAACACUGCCCCCUGCUGGACAAAAUCACUUAUUACUUUCCACAAAGCUCUUUCUCUAAUCUGCCGUUUAGAAUCUGAAAAACUCCAAACAUAUUAAAUCCACCUUCUUAUAAGGAGGAAAAGCAUCUAAUGUAAUACCUGCAUGUUGUGCAGUAAUCGGUGAAAACACUCUGUACACAUUGUUUAGUCUACAUUGUAUAGGAGCACAAAAGGCACCGGCAGCACAGAGCGAUUAAAUACCUGCUGAACCGGCUUCUGGGAGUCUGCGGCUGCAAACACAUCGACUGAAAUCUGAGCUUGAGUGAACACAGACGCACUCCUCGGCUCUGUUCCUACAAGAAAAGCAUAAACAAUACUCGCACAGCUCCCUCGUACCUCGACAUAUACUCUUAGACUUAAAGCAAACGUGGGAUAUAUGUGCAGAAAACACGCUCUGCAAUCUAACUGUGAUUCUCAAGAAGGAAAAUGAAAAGAAGCUAAUGCAACUGAUAAAGUUUGGAUGUUUGCAUAACUAGGAAAAUGUGUUUUUUUCCUCAUAAAAAACAGAAAAAAAAUCUAAAAUGGUCCAUGCAGCCUAUCUGUGAAUCCCUGAAGUGUUCAAACUGUACUCGUGUUUGCAGUCAGAGACACUCUGUUCCUCUCAGCUGCACUCUCACUGUCUGCGUGAGGGUAAAUACAAGAAAAUAGGUCAGCAGUCCUCGUGGCGGUGUUUGCACUAACUUAACAAAUGCAGCCAUUUGUGUGCGGACUUGCCUGCUGUCAGUACUGUGCGGAUGAUUUCAGGUGUGAAGCCGAGUGAAGGAGCUUCUCAUUCCAUUACACCCAAACAGCAUGUCCUUAUAAACCCUCCACCUUUUCACCUCUCCACAAACUGGAACAGUCCAGUUGGUUCUGAUUCACCUUUUGGCUCAGAAGCUCGUUACUUCUUCGGCUUUUUGAUGAAAAGGAUCCCAAGGCGCAGAGUUUGGGAUGAGCCAGCGUGCAUGUGUGUACUUGCGUGACUCACCAGAUGGGAAUGCUUGGCUUUGUUUCUGCGGCCUUGCCCCUCAGUCCUGUUAGUGUGUGAGCGUGCUGUCUAAAAUGUGUGUAUGUGUGUGUGUGUGUGUGUUUCUGAGCAGCAGUAUUACUAACAUGAUACUUGGUGUUUUUUUCUCUCAGCUGUUUUAGAGGCUUUUCUCUUUCUCUACUGUAGAUACACACAGAGUGCAUUAGAGAGGUUUCAGCUCAGUCUACAGUGUUCGGUUUGUACGCAGAGAUCUUUACUGUGAGUGCUUCAGAUGUGACACACAGAUGUUUUCCAGCACACCGUCAAAUUCACCGUCCUCUUAGCAGUCUGAGCCUCAUCAGGGUGAUUUUAAAGGCUAUAAAAUACAAUAAAAUGAUGAUUUAUGCACCAAAUAUCAACAUUUUACACCUCUACAAUCUAAACUAAUGCUGCUGAAAGUGGUGUUGUUCUAGUUUAACGUGACACAGCUCUGUUUUCUAGGGGUGGGAGAGAAAAUUGAUACAGCAUAGUAUCACGACAUUUUGCUGUUCGGUGAUAUAUCGUAUCGUCCAAUUUAACAAGGAUCAAUUUUUCAAAUUAUUGCUAAUUAAAAUAAAAAAAAUUCAGAUAAAAUCAAAUGUUUGUCCAGUGAGGUUGGCAGAGGUGAAGGAGAAAGUUAGUACAACAAAAUAUAAGGUUUGCAAGAUGUGCGACAUGAAAAUAAAAUACUGUGUAAAUAAGACAAACAUACAGGAAAGACAAAUGCUAAAUUAGCUAAACUGUUGGAAUAAUUGUUUAAAUCACAAUAGUAUUGCAAUACUCACUGUAUUGCAAAAUGCUAAAAAUUGCAAUACUAUCGUAUCAUGGCCCAAGUAUCGUGAUAGUAUCGUAUCGUGGAGCCACGAGUGAUUCCCACCCCUACUAUUUCCUAGAUCAAAAUACUGACGAACCACACCACGCUGUGAGAUCCUGUCUGUCAUCUGUGCUCGUUUACAUCCAGGUAGUGAAGCAUUUUAGCAUCAUAACCGGAGCUACAGCCCCAGCUAGUGGUGAACGGCUGAACAACAGCUUUGACGGAACAAAUCAGGGUUAAACUUCAUUAUUUUUCUCGUUCAACGUGAUAAAAACCACAGAGGAGGAAAUUGUUCCCCAAGUUUGGUAUUAAGAUUUAUAAUAAAUGGAUAAUAACAUAAAAACGGACCAAUUUUAGCCGGUAGCUGAGAAGCAUUUUAUCAUUUAAUUAUGAUUACUUUAAAACUAUCGGCAAUCAAAGUGCUGAUGAGCGAUAAAGACCACUCAUCCUUUAAGCAUGAAGCUAUAAAUAAACUUUUCAUUAGCACAAUUAAAAAUGAAAGAUGAUGUUUUCACAUUAUUGCAAAAGUUUACUGAUCCUUUCAAAGUCAUUCAUGUAAGGUGUUUGGUAUUUCCAUUCAAAUUAAUGCAGUAAAAGAGUAAAAGAUAAAUUGUUUCUUUUAUAAAAAGUUAUAUUUUUCCAAAAUCAAAAGGACAAAAAAUCUGAAAAUUUAAAACAAAAUCAAUUACAUAUAUAAAAAACUGUUAGUUGUAUUUAAGAUAAAAGUAGAAUAGCUGUAAAAUAAAAAAUAUGAGGAAAUUAUGACAUGACUUGUAAAAUAUCAAGAGGUCGAUAUCAAACUCUGUGUGUUUGGCCUAUCCUGUAAAUUCUCUCUUUCUCUAAUCCCUGAAGUCUAUCUGUGUUUGAGCCUGAAACAUCCUCUCAAAAACUGAAUUUUAUCAAAAACAAACCAACCUGGGCUCUAACUUUGAACCCCACUUCACCUUUUCUCAGCCUAAAGCUCCUAAAUUUAAAUUUGACUGUGUCUAAACUCCAAAAGAGUCCCUUCUGUAAAUGUGUCUGACUGGUAACAGAUUCAGUCACUGAGGGUUUGUGGCUGGAGGAGAUUUGUGUGUCUAAGUUGAAACCACAUGGUCGCAGAGAGAGAACGACUGUUUUGUUUUUCGCCGUGACACGGUCCUCUCUGACUCACUGCCUGUGGUCACACUCGAAACGGACAGUAAACUCGCUAGCGUGCAAUCAGGAGGCCUGUUUGUUGGUCAAUUACAGCCAGAAAAUGCCGAGAAGCCUGUGUGUGUAUCUACGUCUGUGUGCGUUCCUGUAAGUCUGCAGUCCCUCAGCGCAUCUAUACUGGGGGCCAAAACUGCCAUAACCUUUUACCCAGCUCAUUUUUCAUGUCUGGCAGCAGGGUGCACUGUGGCACUGCAGGCUCUGAUGUGAUUAAACAUGCAGGAUCUUCCGACUAACUGCUGUUUCCUCUGCUCUUCCAGGAGUAACACUGAGGGCUGUUUUCUGUUCAACCUCCCAGAAUCCAACAUCCUGAUCUCCACAUAUUAACUCCGGGACUCUCAGAAGACUAGACAGGCUCCUCCUCUCCAAAAUGCUGCAGCUCGCCACUCGCCGCAAAAACAACCAUCACCUGCAGAAUAAAUACAAGCAUUUUGCAUGAGAAGGACGCAAACGUUGCAUUACGAAACAAAAACAGCAAAUUAUACCGAAAAACCGUACGAUUUUAAUAAUGGUUCUCGACCCACCUGCACGCCCAGUCCCUGUGUGUGCAGCGAGCAGACCUUUGCUUUCACUGCCUUAUGACUUUGAUGCAUUUUUAUGAUUAUUGAGAAUAAUUAUUGUAGCAGACGUUUUAUUUAUGAAAGAAAGCCAUCACUCCAGACACUUAAAAUCGCUGCAGGCUGUAUAUGUUAGGGAGCGUACUCUAUUUAACCUUGCUGUAGAAGUGCCAACCUUAUUUGCCAGCAAGCAUCGCCUCACUCACUCCAACAAAGCCCCUGAUUUACUUUUGUCAGCUACGCCACUUAAGAAUCUCCUCCUCUCAGUUCUGUACAUAUCCAGCUUUCUUAGGAGAAUAGCAAAUUAUAUUUCACACUUGAUUUGUGUCGCCUCUACUUGAAUUGCAUUUUCCUUUUUAUGAUCAUUUCAGUAUUUUAUUGUUCCUCAUUGAUCGACUCCGCCUCCAUCAGAGAAGGUCUGUUCCGGCAAUAAUCAAAGCCAAGGAAUCUGAUUUUUUUCGUGCCUCUGCAGGCUCUGAAUGUUUUCCCCCCGGGUAGAUGAAUCGGCUGCAGCACAAGUCCCAGGUUGGUGUGACUGUGAGGCAAAGGGCUCAGACUGCCGAGCUCUGCCCAAAUUAGAUGCAAAGCCAAGAGAGAUCUGUCAAUCCCCGCCUGCCCGCUAACCCACCCUGAACGUGUGUCACCUGUACGGCCUCCCUCAUCUGUCCGACUGUAUCUGAAUAACGCAGUAUUCUUCCUGUACAGCCUCCAAACAGUCCAAUAAUAAAAGUGGCAAAUGCAUUUGUUUUUAAUUUGCUGUUUUCUUCUCAAAUAAUAAAAUGUUGACAACAGUGCUGAAACUCACUGGACCCUGUUGA
Messenger RNA from Xyrichtys novacula (pearly razorfish), 65649 nucleotides. The record is from the annotation of a GenBank genome assembly. NCBI's taxonomy places the organism in Eukaryota, Metazoa, Chordata, Actinopteri, Labriformes, Labridae.